Messenger RNA from Pelobates cultripes (western spadefoot toad), 44967 nucleotides. Lineage: Eukaryota; Metazoa; Chordata; Amphibia; Anura; Pelobatidae. The record is from the annotation of a GenBank genome assembly.
CCUUUCUGCGCGCACGCACCGCUCUGCGUUGGACCCCUCGAGCAUGCGCAGUACGUCCAGUGUUUGUUAUUGUGGGCGGGUUGUGCUCUGUGUGUGAGUGCGCGGACGGCCUGUCGGCUUGCGUGGGCCGCUGGUGUGGCCUGCAAUCCCCGUUACACACCGGGGACCGAGAGCGAGUGCCUGAAACAGCCCUGUGCCUAAAGAAGGGGUUCGUUCCUGGGGAGGAGGGCGCAGGCCCCGACAUGGACUGUACGAGGCCCUGAGGAGCGGUGUGAAGGCAGGUAGAGGCUGUCACUGUGACCCAGCUGGCUGGCUGGCUUAGAGUAGUGUUAUGGACUAUUACUCCUAUGAUGCACACCCUGCUGCAUGACGGGAAUUGUAGUUCACAACAGCUUGAGGGCCAACGAUGAACUCUCCCUUCUUUAGCAGAUCUGGUAUAGUGGGACUGCCAGUGAUUGGGUUAUUGUCACGUUGAGAUAAAGCAUAGGAAAACUCCAAUUGCUGACAGUUCUGUAUUAAACUAGGGGUGGUAGCUUAUCAUAUAAUUAAGAAAUACUGCUUGAUUGAUACAUCAUGGGGUGUCUCGCUAUAACAGCUGAUAGUCUGCACACCCAUGCUGUAAAGUAUGGUUUGUGGUUUUAUUCAUUUUUAUUUAACAAGGAAGACUUUUCUGAUGCCAAUACUCCUGUCAAUUCCCCUCCCCAUUAACAUGCUGACUUCAUUAAUAGUAUCUGAGUCAGUCCCUUGGUGUGUGCUUCUUGCAUGCCAUUAUGGCAUCACUUGGCAUGGAGGACCUUUAAUGGGUUAGGUGUGACAAGAGUGUCCAGCUAAGGUGGUACUAAGCAUUAAUUGUCAGAGUAUUAGGUGACUGGUGCUAAAGUUGGUACAAAAUCAAAAGCUUUCUUGAAAGUGGGCCUUCUCUUUACAUGAGUGUUAAAGGGACACUAUAGUCAUCAAAACAACCUUGGCUUAAUAAAGCAGUUUUGGUGUAUAGAUCAUGCCCCUGAAGUCUCAACGCUCAAUUCUCCACCAUUUAGGAGUUAAAUCACUUUUGUUUCUGUUUAUGCAACUGUAGCCACACCUCCACUGACUGUGACUCACAUAGCCUGCAUGAAAAGAAAUGGUUUCACUUUCAAUCAGAUGUAACUUACUUUAAAAGUUUUUAUUUCCUGCUCUGUAAAUUGAACUUUAAUUACAUACAAGAGGCUCCUGCAGGGUCUAGAAAGCUAUUAACAGAGCAGGAAAUAAUAAAUUCUAAAUUAAACAGUAUUUUCAAUACAUGAAGUGUAUACAUCAUACUACUCUUUGCAGGAAGUGUUGGAAGGCUGUAAAAGUCACAUGCAGGUAUGUGUAACUAGGGCUAUAUAAACAAGGUGAUUUAACUCCCAAAUGGCAGAGAAUUGAGCAGUGAGACUGCAGCGGCAUGAUCUACACAUCAAAACUGCUUCAUUAAGCUAAAUUUGUUUUGGUGACUAUAGUGUCCCUUUAAGGUUAUUUUUCAGGUUGGCUAACAUAGAUUCAUUUUAACAAUAGCAUUUUUAUUUUAAAAUUAAAUUCCUUGUGCCAACAGCUUGGUAUUUCAAUGAGGAAAGCAUGUUUCUUGCUUUCAUUUACUUUCUUCGCUUUAGAGUUGUAUAUGCAUACGCAAGCCUCUAGAGAGUUUGGGAUCAUAGGAUAGAUAACACUUGUGAUUUGUUGGAGAGUCACACUGAGUAUCUGCAGUGAAUUAGGAAUUCUCUAUGAAUCUAUUGCCAUGAUGCAGAUUCCAUUGGGACGGACAGAAUCUUAAAUCACCUUCAGAGUUCUUUGCAUAUUUUAUAGUGUUCAAGUAGAGAUUGUAGCCGUAUUAGUCCAGUGAUGCAGAUAUAAAAAAAACAGAUAAAAUUCGUAUAUUGUAAUACCGGUACUUUUAAAAAAAAAUUUUUUAAUUUUUUUAUUGGACUAGCAGAAAUUUUUAAUGACGAGCUUUUGGGAGAACCUCCCUUUCUCAAGUCUAAAGCUUUAGACUUGAGAAAGGGAGGUACUCUCGAAAAAGCUUGUAUUAAAGGAUCACUAUAGGGUCAGGAACACAAACAUGUAUUCAUGACCCUAUAGUGUUAACACCACCAUCUAGCUCCCCUGGGCCCCUCGUGCCUCCAUAAAUAUAGUAAAAAUCUUACUGUAUUCAAGCCAGAAGCUGUAAAUCUGCAUGCUGUUAGACUCUGAAAAAAAGGCAGUCUGCUGACGUGGUAGCCUGAUCCAAUCACAAUGCUUCCCCAUAGGAUUGUCUGAGACUGACAAAGAGGCAGAUCAGAGGCAGAGCCAGCAUGAUUCAAACACAGCCCUGGCCAAUCACCAUCUCCUCAUAGAGAUGAAUUGAAUGAAUGAAUCUCUAUGAGGAAAGUUCAGUGUCUGCAUGCAGAGGGAAGAGAUACUGAAUCACAGGAUGCUGUGCACAGUGCUGCCCUGUGCUCUGCUGACAGCAGAUCUGAGUGGAUGUCUGAGUGGAUGUCUCCAUCAACUCCGAAGUCCCUCUGGUUCACUCUGAGUGACUGCAACUCGAGGUGUUCCUAGCUUUCAAUGUAAACACUGUAUUUUCUCAGAAAAUACAGUGUUUACAUGAGAGGCUGCAGGGAGCUAUAGUUCUCACCUGAACAACCUCAUUAAGCUGAAGUUGUUCAGGUGACUAUAGUGUCCCUUUAAAAAAAUUCUGUUAGUCCAAUAAAUAGGUAUUACAAGAUACGAAUUGUAUCUGUUUUUUACAUCUACGUAUUUUAUAGGGUAGAUCUUCUUCUUUCUUGAGCUCCCUUCAUCUGCUAGAAUCCAUCUACUGUAGCAUUGAUGUCUAUGAAGAAUCUGUGCUGGAGCCCCCAUAGAUCAAUGCUCGUUAUGUAUAACUGUUAUGGAAUUUGACAAAAGUUAAUGGCGAAACCUUAGUCUUUGGCAAGUUUUGCCAAGUAAGAGGUUCUAUUUCAACUGUCAAAAGUAAAGACCAAUAAGUCAAUGGGACCUGAUGGAAUACACCCAAAGCUAUUAAAAGAGCUUAGUGAUGUACUAGCAAAACCAUUAACAGAUUUAUUUAACCAAUCAUUGUUAACAGGAGUAGUCCCAGAAGAUUGGAAGUUAGCGAAUGUUGUGCCCAUUUACAAGAAAGGUAAUAGGGAGGAGUCAGGCAACUAUAGGCCAGUAAGCCUUACUUCAGUAGUGAGGAAAGCAUUGUUGAACAUCUAAAAACACAUGGAUUUCAAGAUCAGAGACAACAUGGGUUUACUUCAGGGAGAUCAUGCCAAACUAAUCUUAUUGAUUUUUUUUGAUUGGGUAACAAAUUAUAGAUCAGGGUGGUGCGGUAGACAUUGCUAGAUUUCAGUAAGGCUUUUGACACUGUUGCACAUAGAGGGCUUAUCAAUAAACUGCAAUAUUUAAGUUUGGAUUCCAAUAUUGUUGAAUGGGUAAGGCAGUUCCUGAGUGACAGGCAACAGAGGGUUGUUAAUGGAAUAUAUUAGAAGCUUGGACUUGUCACCAGUGGGGUACCUCAGGGAUCUGUACUUGGAUUCAUUCUCUUUAAUAUUUUUAUUAGUGAUAUUGCAGAAGGUCUUGAUUGGUAUGGUAUGUCUUUUUGCUGAUGAUACUAAGAUAUGUAACAGGGUUGAUGUUCCAGGAGGGAUAAGCCAAAUUGCAAAUGAUUUAGGUAAACUAGAAAAAUGGUCAGCAUUGUGGCAACUGACAUUUAAUGUGGAUAAGUGCAAGAUAAUGCAUCUUGGACGUAAAAACCCAAGGGCAGAGUACAGAAUAUUUGAUAGAGUCCUAACCUCAACAUCUGAGUAAAGGGUUUUAGGGGUGAUUGUUUCUGAUGACUUAAAGAUAGGCAGACAAUGUAAUAGAGCAGCAGGAAAUUCUAGCAGAAUGCUUGGUUGUAUAGGGUGAGGUAUUAGCAGUAGAAAGAGGGAAGUGCUCAUGCCAUUGUACAGAACACUGGUGAGACCUCACUUGCAGUUUUGUACACAGUACUGGAGACCGUAUCUUCAGAAGGAUAUUGAUACCUUAGAGAGGGUUCAGAGAAGGGCUACUAAACUGGUUCAUGGAUUGCGGGAUAAAACUUACCAGGAAAGGUUAACGCAGUGUUUCCCAACCCAGUCCUCAAGGCACACCUACCAGUCCAGCAUUUAAGGAUUACCCAGUUGUGUCCAAGGUGUUUUUUUUCUUCUUUGUUGGUAAACACUGGGUUAAAGGAUCUUAACAUGUAUAGCUUGGAGGAAAGAGGAGACAGGGGGGAUAUUAUAGAAACAUUUAAAUACAUAAAGGGAAUCAACACCAUAAAGGAGGAGACCAUAUUUAAAAGAAGAAAAACUACCACAACAAUAGGACAUAGUCUUAAAUUAGAGGGACAAAGGUUUAAAAAUAAUAUCAGGAAGUAUUACUUUACUGAGAGGGUAGUUGAUGCAUGGAAUAGCCUUCCAGCUGAAGUGGUAGAGGUUAACACAGUAAAGGAGUUUAAGCAUGAGUGGGAUAGGCAUAAGGCUAUCCUAACUAUAAGAUAGGGCCAGGGACUAAUGAAAGUUUUUAGAAAAUUGGGCAGUCUAGAUGGGCCGAAUGGUUCUUAUCUGCCGUCACAUUCUAUGUUUCUAUAACCCCUACUUUGUUUUAUAUUUUGACUUUGUUGGAAUUUCAAUGCAGGGUGAAAUCCGGAUAGGCACACACAAUAAGGAUCCACAUUUUUUUUUUUUGUACUAUUGUAUUUAAAUCUCAGUCCAAUUCCAACUCCGUUAAUAUGAGCAUUUCAUAAAUAUUUUCUUUUUAUGAAAUGCUCAUAAAUACAUUAUUCAUAACUACUAUAGUAGUUAUUGUGCUAGGAGUGCCCUCUCCCCACUCUGGUGUAAUUUAACAAACUUAUAUUGGUUUGAUAACUUACUUCAGGUUUGCUGGGCACCUACAGAUGCAGCUCGUGCUUCCAGGAUUCUCCUGCAGGAGAAUCCAACUGGGCUGUGUUGAUUGUCUUGGAGGGCCUGCUGUGCACUCUCAUCCAAUGAGCACAGUCCUGUAUCAGCCAUGUUUAACUGAGUAGAGUCAUCUGGCUUUUCCUUCAGUAGAAGACAGGAUUGUAGCGUGGACAAAACCUGUAAUUUGUUACAGUGGGAUGGCUCCAAGGUAUUCCGCGCACCAUAACCAGUACAGUGGGUUGUACUUAUAGAUAAUGCAUUACACAUUAUGCAAACAAAUGCAUUUGGUAGCAAUCAGACUCAAUGUCCAGACCACAAAGAUGCCCACGAAUCACCCGGUAAUCGUUGCCUCCCCCCCCACUUACCCAAGGUUUUCUCAAACAACCAUGACCACUUGAGUGAUUUGAAGUGUUCAUGGUGGUAGGAGUCUGAAGCAUUUCUGUUUCAGACACUGUACAUUCAGAGAUAUUUGCAUUUCUCUGCCAGGAGCUAGUUACUCUAUUCCGGACUGCCAAAUGUCAAUUCUGUGCAAAUAUUACAUUUGUGUGUGAUGACGACAGAUGUAACCGUCCUCUAUCAUGCAGGCAGCGUGUCUGUAAGGGAAAGCUUGCUCUCCCCUCCCUCUUUGCAUUAAAUCACUUUAGAAACCUCUCCCCUCAGGGGCUAAGAGUGUCUACGAAUGUUGCGUGCAUUCGCUCUGAGCUGGCAAAAAGGCCAUUUUAAAGGCUUUUCUAUGAGAAACCUUAGAUUGGAUAGAGUGUUGAGAUCAGUGCCAGGAGCUUUGUCUAGCGCUGGAUUACAGGUAAAUUGAAAACUUUUUUUUUUUUUUUUUUUAAACAUGAUUUAAAUCUGUAGUAAUUGCAUUGUAAAGCAAAUUUAGUUUAAAAAUAAUAUAGUGACAAAAAGGAUUGGAAUUUACUUUUUAAAGGAACAUUGUGUGGCCUUGUGACAUUUGUUUAGUGUGGAAAAAGUGGAAUAACACUUAAAGGAACAUUCUGAGCACCUUAACAACUUAUAACAACCCCACAGACCAGUAUCCUGCGGCCAACCACUCGGAUACCUGUCCAUUUGCUGAUAUUCUUGAAAGAGGAAGCCUCAGAUAGCUGCUGAUUGGCUGAGAGCGUCUGCUGGCGCUAUCAUCCAAUCAGUGGCGCCCCUAUCCAGUGCUCCCUCUUUCAAGAAUUGGGUGUUGGAUACUGGACUUUGGGGUUAACUGUUCAUUAAGUUAUGGUGCCAUAGUGUUGCUUUUAUUUUUCUCUCACAUGGUUAAUGGGAUAUGUGCUGCCCCCGGCUAUAGUUUCACCCAAUGUAUAAGAUAAGUGGUACUGCUGAAUAAGCUUAUAUCAGCUGCGUUAUGGCUGCGAUAUUAUUCUGGUUGAGUUUUGUGAACCACGCUGUGUGCAGUAAUCUCCUGAACAUAAUUGCUAAUGCAACUCAACAUGGUGUGGUUACUAUUAAAACCAGUUUUAUUUUCUCUUUGUUUCGGAACUGUCCUUAUAAGCAAACCACAGUGUGUUUGAAAUAUGUAAAGGUUUGCCUGACAUUACUUGAGACUGUUGCUGUUUUAGUGUGGAUGAACAAAACCAAGGCUCUUAAAAGUUUUUGAUAGCACUUCACUUUUUGAAUAUAGAACACAAGCGUUAUUUCUCUGGUGCCUACUAAAGUAAUUCUUCUAGCAUUAAAACAAAUGUUUAUGUAAAGAAUAACUAGCACAUGGACAUGAGCACAGAUAAGGUCUGAAAGGGUUAUUCUUAAAAGUGUGAAUUCUAAGUAAAUUUUACAUUUAAGGCCAAAGUAGAAGAACUGGAAUUAUAAUAGACUUAGGGAAUUUUUACAGUUAACCAUAAAUUUGAUAUUCACUUUGAAUUCUACUUGGGUGAAUAAUUAUGCAGGACGUUAUCUUAUCUAGGUGGUAACUUGUAAGAAUUAUUGAGUGGAACUAUCUUGUGCUGUGGGAGAAAUUAUGACAUUUUAUAUUUUUUAAUGCAAAUUUGAAAGUGCCUUUUAUUAUACUUCAAGGUAUAAUAAAGUAAUCUGAAGGUUAGUGUGCUUGUCUGCUGAGGGUGAGGUAAUACCGGUUAUAUUCCACAGUUGUUUUUAUUUGUUUGAAAUUGCACCCUGUAAAGAAGAACUGCUUUACUAAAGACUGUCUGGCACUACUUGUUUCUCUGCGUUAUUUUGGCAAACUUGUAAUCUUCUCCUUUAGCCAAAAGUUGAUCUUUCCUUAAGUCUUCUUAAAAUGCACAUGUCUGAUGUCUAAAUUGUGGAGAGUUGUUACAGUCGUGGUCAUCGAUCAAGUAUAAAAAAAAUGUAGUUCUCAGCAUUUAAACAUUUUUUUUCCUAUUGUACACUUCUGCUGGUGCAUUUUACUUUCAAAAAUCGUUACUGUAUUUCCAAUUUGCAUACAAAUGAAAACUUGUAAUAAUGUGUACACACAGUUUUGGACACCAAAGUAAGUUGUGUUUAAGGCUAUUUCUGUUUGCAUUAAGAGGACAAUAUAUGCACCAUAACUACUUUAGUGAACUGUAGUUAUGGUGCGUCAUCCCCCAGUUUUCUUCCAAACCGUUUUAGAGCAGUUUAACGGAAACUCAACCCAAAACAUUGUUUCUUUAUGGUACCCACUGCCUGUGCCAUCAGCGACUUUGAUAAAGUGGAAGUCACAAAUGUUUCCAAUGGCAAUUAUAUGGGGCUGUAAUGCUAAAUUAACCAGAAAUCAGUGCUGAAACAGCCACAUGAAAAACCUCUAUCUUUUUGCAAAUAGUAUGUCAUGAUGGUGAUCAUUUUGAGUUUAAGUAGCUGUUUUGCACCAAAAGACCUAAAUCAAUCUGUCAAAAGUAAGUAGGCUGGUCUCCUACACUCUAAUUUACCAAAAAGAUAGGGGAUGGGGAUAACUAAGGUCCUCCAAGGUUGUAGCCGAUGCAAGCAGGGUUAUUCAGGCUUACUGGGACCACAUCAGUGAUUUGAAGUAGUUUUGGUGGUAGUAUUUUGAAACUCUGCACAAUCAGAGAUUUUUGUAAUUGUGUGCUGGGGGCUAGUUGCACCCCCAGUACGUGGGACAAUGGAAACCCAGAACUCUGUUCAAGGCUGCCUAAUGUCAAUUCUGUGCAUAUUUUGUCACAAGACAACAGAUGUUAGUCUUCCCCUUGCAGACAGAGUGUCUGCAAAAGGAAAGCUCGCUCUCCUCUCCCUGCCUGUGGGUGUUCCCUCCAUUGCAUGAAUUUUAUUUUCCUUUUAAUAAAAACUCUCCGUCCUCCUUCCCACUCCCCUGCACCAGCCCAGAGCGCAUGCAGAGCUGGCAAUAGAUCUAGUAGAGAGGCCUGUGAUUGGAACGUGCGCAGCCACUAUGGCGUGAUGACAGGGCAUGGAAAUCGGCACCGGCAGCUUCACCCGGCGCUGAAUCAAUUUUUCUUUUUAAAUUGAUUUUAAUGCAGUUGGAGUGGGGGGACCUUAUGCGUAGUACCCAAUAGGACGUUUUACACAGAAAAGGUACCUCCCCAUGCCCAAAGGGUUAAAGUAACAUUAAAGUAAAAAUUGUAAGGAAGUCAAAGUGAAGAAGUGGAUUUCAAAAUUUAGUGUAAAAUAGCAAAGUUAGAAACAUUUUCCAAAUCUUGAAUUCCUAGCAAUUCUUUAAAAGAAAAAAAUAUAUAUUUACUGUUCUAUAUAAUUUCAUAUCCAGUAUAACAAUUUUUAGCUUUAAAAUAAUUUUCCUUGGUGAGCAGAGCCAACACUAACUUGAGAUGGUCGCACUAUUAGCGAGCUUCAGGCCGUCGAUUAGUGGCUUUGCAUGAGCAUUAGAUUGCUCUCACUAACUCCACUUGGAGCAUACAAAUAUCCAUUGACUGUGGAAGGUAGCGGUAGGGACUGUAGUGGGGGAUAGGAGCUACUUUUGGAAGGUAGGGACUGUAGUGUAGUAAGCGGCUUUAGUAGAAGUGUUAAAGGCUGUAGUGGGGGCUUAGGAGUGUAGUAAAGAGUAAGGGGGCUUUUGUAGGGGAGGUUAGGGGCUCUAGUGUAUGGGUUGGGACGUAGGGGCUGCAGAAAAAAAAAGUGUAUUCACUCCUCCCUGAAGCUUACCUUGGGUCAGAGAGGGGGAAUCCUAUUCCCUGUUGCUCCGGUAAGAGAUGUGCUGUUUUGUCUGCACCCCCAGUGUGUGCUGACAGUUCCUUCCAGCAGCCGCCGGGGAAAGGACAAGUGGUGUAGAUAGAAGGGCAGCAGCGAAGCAGGGCCAUCGGAAGCCCUCUCAUCAUGUCACCCCCCCGUCUUAACUUAAUUAAGUUUUACCCUCUAAUGCAGGCUUCCCCAAACACCGGCCCUCCAGAUGUUGCUGAACUGCAACUUCCAUGAAUCUAAGCCUAUCUAUUUCAUUCAUAGAAUCAUGGGAGUUGUAGUUCAGCAACAUCUGGGGGGCCGGAGUUUGGGGAAGCCGGCUCCAAUGCCUAUUGAAUUUGGUUUGAUUUAUUUACAUGCAUUCUCUAUCUUUUGUCUUCUCUGAUUGACCCCUUGAGCUACAUUAUAUUUGUUCCGGUUUCCCUGUAAAUUUUACAACUUUUCCUGGGAUGGCCCAUGGCACACUUAUUAAAUAGCGUGGGUCCUCACAUUGUUGUCUAUUGGAUAUAGCUGUUAGUGAAUUGAGACCAUUUAUGUAAUUAGCUUUUAUAUUCUAACAAUCUCAGCUUGAGUUUAAUUAAUCACUAAACUAGCAAUAUGGUGCCUUUGGAAGGGGGGGAGGGUAGGUGGAGAAUGUUGUUUUGUCUGGUUUAUUUUAAACCAUAUGUUUAGCAGUGAAUCUGAGCAUACUCAAUAUAGAGGUACCAUAUAAUAAUAAAACAAACUAGAUUUGCUUUUUACAUAUAUAUAUAUAUAUAUAUAUAUUUUUUUUUAUUUUUUAUUUUUUUUAAAGUACAGUCAAAUAUUUAAGGCAGUAUAUCUCUGUAUAAUCUCAUGCUACAGGUCGUUUAUUUCCAGAUUCUAAAUAAGUGAUUUAUUGUUAGGCCAUAUGCCCAUGUGGGUUACAAAUGCCAGUUGACCUAAAAGGGACACUCCAGAUUUUAGCUUGUUGAAGUGUUUUUUGUGAAGAGUAGGAAGUCUGUGAUUGGACAGUCACAGAAAGUCUGGGCGAGGUUAAAAAUGGAGGGCUUGCAAAGGCAGAAAUGCAGCUCAUGCAAACUGUUUUUAAAUAUAACUCCAAUAGAUAGAUGCAUAAUUAAAUUUUUCAGGGGAGAUAUAGCUACUGAAUAGUGAUUUAUUUAUUUUAUUUGAUCAGUGGAGUUUCCCUAUAACGGAAGUUUGUUUCUUUAAAGAGGAACUGUAACUUCUCAGGGAAUUUAUACCAUUGAAUAAAACAUUGAAAAUGACAUUUAACUGUAUUUACUUUUUAAAUAAGACACUGUUUUCUUGUAAAAUCAUACUAAGGAUUUAGCAAAUAACAACAUAUAAACACCAGUUCAGACAAGGACAGAACUUGAGAAAGGAGCUUGUGAAAUAGAAAUAUCUUUUCAUUUCUCCUCUUCUCUAAGUUGACUGCCAGGUGCAAAGGACAGAGCUUUUAACAAUGAUUGACAGAGGCUAAUAUGGAGAGGUGUCCAGUUGCAGGAUACACACCUUACAAAUACAUAUUUGUUAAAUAUAGAGAAAAUUAAAUAUAUAUAUAUAUAUAUAUAUAUAUAUAUAUAUAUAUAUAUAAUUUUUUUUUUUUGCCUUUAUAGUUUGUAGAAAUCUGUAGUCACUGUCAAGUUUAUAUGCAAUGGGAUCCUCUGUACAUACUGUAUUGUAACUGCAACAAUUUUUGAAUAAUCACUGCAGCUAUAAGUCUGUCACUUCAUUCAAAUGUAUGAUGGGGUGGGGAAAAGUAUAGCUUCUCUCUGCAUAUAAAAGUACUACAAGUGGUGCCUGGAUAUAAUGCAGACAACUGAACUCCUCCUAGAAAAUCUUGCUGUAAAAACUCUCUGGCUUUGAAAGCUGUAAUACUUAUGAGAAUAAACAGAAACCUUUUAAUGUUGUACUACUGUUAAAUCUCAGCUCAUGUUUCAGCUCAACUGUGCCAUUAAUAUAAAAAAUAACAUUUUUAUUUUUUUAGAGUAUUGCAUAUGUUAUCAUUUAUUUGUAUGCACUUGGGUCAUUUUUUUUUUUUUUUAAUGCUUUAAUUUGACGUUCGUGGCUUGAAAGACAUGUUAACAAUACACAACAGCGCAGAAAGUCGUAUUUGACAAUAUUCAUUGAACAGAUAGUGUGGGUAAUAUUACCACUUUUUAUAUUUAAAAAUGACGUGUGUUGCCCUAGAUGGUGGAAGUUUUUUUUUUUUUAUAAAUCCAAUAACAUUAUUAAGCAUAACAUCGAGAACCUAAUCUAGGUUGAUUGAUAGAAGUGUGUUCUUUUCUUCUUUUAUCAGGGCUGCUCAAGAUACUACCUACAGAAGGGUUGUUUUAAAAAUAGGUGUUAAAGCAGGAGAGAGUGAGGGACGAAUGGUAAUUAGCCAGGAGACAGCAGGUUAAAGAGAAAUGGGGGAGAAAUGAGAGUGCAUGGGAAGGGAGGUUGAGGGGGGAGGUAUGAGAGAGCAGGGGAAGGAAGGAUGGGGGAAGUGUGAUGGACCACCUGGCACCCUGACUGGGUACCUCCGUAAAGCUCGCUUCCUAGCUCUCCACCAAGACACAGGAGUGCUUCAGCCCCUAGCCGCCGCAGCUUGGCUGGGGUCUCAAUGUCGCUUCCUCCCCUGGAACAGGGUCCUGGGUAAAGCUUCAAGGGAUUAAGCUCUCCUGCAGAGAGUAUAGCUGAUCCACCCAAACACUAGCCCAGACUGAGUGAAGGGUGAAAAGGAACUGCUUUAUUAUGACCAAGUUGCCUGCUUAUAUGCACAACCCCAAGCAUGGUGUCUCCACAAAAUACAAUGCAAGCCCCUCCCAAAGAUCUCUGUGCCUGGGAGAGAAUUGAGUUAAAGACCGGUAAGCAAAUUGUAACGGCUACCCCAAUGGGAGAAGGGGUAUCAGCCGUUGGAGACGUCCUUCUUCCUGGCAAGAUGCUGUGGAGUUGCUUUAUCCCAUCCGCUGGAUCCAAGUAGAGAGUAAGGCAGAGCUCUUAAAAGAGCUAGUGAUUACGCUGGGCAGGUUCCCUUUCAAGAACGAGGCAAGGCUACGUUUUGAAGGGUGAAGUAGAAAUGACUCCACUGAGCGUUUAUUGCUGCUUUUAUGCAGGAUUUUACAGUAUUGUCACCACCCACUGGACCAUGUGGGGCACCAACAAUGCAAGUAUAGCAGCCAAUCAGGCACAAUGUUAUAAUAGAAACACACCCAGUAAUUACAGUACAUUCCUCCCCUCUGCUUGGGAGAUAAUUGAGUUAAUCUUUGUAUCAGCUCAACUAUCUCAAAGCUAAAAAAUAUACUUUUUCACACUUAUUAUAACUUCAAAACUAUGCAUGGGAUUUCAACAAAAGUUACAUUUUCAUAAUCAAUCCAUUCAUGGGAACAAUAUAUCCAAUAUAUCCAAAAAUGGCACAAAUUGGACCAGGGGUUCAGAAGUUAGUAAAAAUGUGGAUAUGACCGACUUCGUAUGUUUGUAUGCCCAAAAUAGUUCCAUGAUUUCAGUCCCGGCGGUCGGUCUAUUUUCCUGUUGUAUUAGCUGUAAAAUGCACGAACGGAACUGUUCGUGCCUCCCCUCAUUGGAUGUAGAUUGCUCGUAUGAAGAAACCCACGAAUUAGCACUUUGUUCGUAUGUUUCUAGUUGAACGCACUGAAGGUGGAAGUUCAGCGGUGUUUAUGGAAAAAGGUGGCCGCAAUCCGUUCCACGCAGUCGACGACCAAACACCAGUGAGUGCGUUCGACUAAACAAAAUGGCCGCUGCCAUGUGUUCAUACAAACGAAUGCUGACCACCCUGAUAAACCAUUAGAAUGUUGAGGUGUUUGCGAUUUGCACAGGUCAGUAGGGUUAAUUGGUGCCACGCUCCUGUGCUGGGUGGUCGGUCGUUCAACUGAAUAUUCGGUAAAUGAAUGAUUAUGGCCAAAUGCACGAUUAAUUCAUUUUAGUGAAGGAAACCACACGAAUGGUCUCUGUUCUCAGUUCUUAUGCAGCAAAUAUAUAGCUUACACAAAUUUUCUCCCAGGAACAGAGAGGUAAAAACAUAAAAAUAAUCCAAAACAUCAUAAAAAUAUACAGUAACUCCACAUAACAUACAUCCCCAAAUAGCCCUGAUCUGAGCACCCAAGCUCUCCAGAUAGCGCUCAGAUCUAUGCAGUAUAGGGGAAAAGCUACUGUGUUAAAGUUCUGACCAGCUCCACACAUGGUCCUAUACGUCACAGGAGGUACGAGAGAGCAGGGGGAAGGAAGGGGGAGGUAUUAGCAAGCAGGGGACGGAAGGAUGGGGGAGGUAUGAGAGAGCAGGGGGUAGGAUUGGGGAGGUAUGAGAGAGCAGGGGAAGGAAGGAUGGGGGAGGUAUGAGCGAGCAGGGGAAGGAAGGAUGGGGGAGGUAUGAGCGAGCAGGGGAAGGAAGGAUGGGGGAGGUAUGAGAGAGCAGGGGAAGGAAGGAUGGGGGAGGUAUGAGAGAGCAGGGGAAGGAAGGAUGGCGGAUGUAUGAGAGAGCAGGGGAAGGAAGGAUGGCGGAUGUAUGAGAGAGCAGGGGAAGGAAGGAUGGCGGAUGUAUGAGAGAGAAGAGGAAGGAAGGAUGAGGGAGAAAAGAAGGAAGAACUUGAUGAUCAAAUGGACCAAGAGUUCCUUGAAAAAGAUUCUAAAUGUUUUUGUUUUUUUUUGGCAUAUUUCUUAUUCUCGGUUGGUGCAGAAAAAGGAGGUUGGUUAGUAGUGUGUAACGAGAUACAUAUCUACUUCGUACAAAACAAUAUAAACACUACUAUAGAUAGUAACCGUAGUGAAAUAUGUACAAAUACUUAACUUAAAUGUUAUAAUGCAGCCUCCCAAGAUCGUUACCCAAAGAAGACGACCUUUUCAUAUAUAGAUAACCACAAACAACACAAAACUUCGGGAUACGGCUGAAAAUGAAUCUAAAAGGAACAUAAAAAUAUACAAAAUAGUGAAGUACAAUUAACACACUUUUAUGCGCUGUAUAUAGAUGCACUCACAGAAUUGUGUAGAAUAUAUCGCUCAUAGGGUGCCUCCCCCGAUUGAAAUGGGGGGCUAGUAAUCCCCUGGCUCCUUGUGAGAAUCCUUAAUAAUGCUCAGGACUCCAAACGGGCAAUGGUAGGAAAAAAAGUGCUUUUAUUGAUAAAAGGUGAAUAAUCACCAUCAAUAUAGAAUAUAAUUAAACCAUACCGUUUUUCUUUUAAUUAUAGAUUACUAGCCCCCCAUUUCAAUCGAGGGAGGCACCCUAUGAGCGAUAUAUUCUACACAAUUCUGUGAGUGCAUCUAUAUACAGCGCAUAAAAGUGUGUUAAUUGUACUUCACUAUUUUGUAUAAUUUUUAUGUUCCUUUUAGAUUCAUUUUCAGCCGUAUCCCGAAGUUUUGUGUUGUUUGUGGAUAUCUACUUCGUAACCUGGCUGCAGCAUUUAGUGUCAUUUUUUCCUGGAAGCUUGAAAUAAUGGUAAUGCAGAAUGAUUAACAUGGAGAACUAGAACUGGCUAGACAUGUAGAUCUAUACAAUUUGUGCCAAUUACGGUGCCUUUUAUUUUUGAUAGUUUUGUGACAUCACUAUUUUUCUUGUCAAUUUUCUAGGUUGAUUUGAACUUAUUACUAAGGGAAACAUGGGGGCAAAAGAGAAAUUGGAAGCCAUGCUUAAUGUGGCACUUCGUGUACCAAGCAUCAUGCUCUUAGAUGUCUUGUAUCGAUGGGAUGUAAGCUCCUUCUUUCAGCAGAUCCAGAGAAGUAACCUGAACAACAACCCACUCUUUCAGUACAAGUACCUUGCUCUUAAUAUGCAUUAUGUUGGUAAGUUUUUUUUUGGUUUUUUUUCAGAAUAUUCUUUUUGUAUUUUCUGUUACUUAUGUUACCUCCUUAUUUUAUUGAGUAAAUUGGUUCAAACCCCAUUAAUCGUAGUCAGAAUGUCAGCGUGUGAAGUAUAAAAUAUCCUUCUUAAGUAUUCUUUAGAUAUGUAAAAUGAGGCUGCUAGUAAGAUUAAAAGAAGUGGCUAUUCAUCCCCUUUUUCUACAUGUAAUUUAAAAGCUGUGAAGGUGAUAUUGUUUGCCGAAAAAAAUUACAUUGAUGACAAAUUACCAACACGUGUCUUUUACACAUUUCCUUCUGUGUAAGUACAUAUAUGUAAAUAAUAUGGUUUGUUUACAAGUUAGUUGUGGUGUGCCAAAACUGAUAAACGUGUUGAUCUGAAUAAAGAGGGGCCACCUACAGAAAAUAACUUAUUUUUAUAGGGAGUGGUGGGUGGGCUUCCUGGUGUUAGAAAUAGGCAGGAUAAUCACUUCAACAAUUAUUUUCUCAUGUGUGAUCGGGGACCAGAGGUGCAUGAAAGGAUUAAGAAUAAACAAUAUGUGUGCAUGCGGGUUGUCUGUGGUAUGCUGAAACCAACAAGCGGAUAGGCCUGAAUAAAGUGGGAAAUGUAUUAAAUCCAUCUCUAAUUGCAUCGAAAUAAUAAUUGACUGUCAACUUAGUGGCUUGACCCAUUCCCUGACUGUUUGUGGGAUCUGUGUUUUGAAUUUUACCUUGCCCAUCUUCUUUACUGUGUUGGCAGAAAAGGAACUAAAGGCCACCUGUCUGAUUUCAGUAUAUAUGUUCAGUUAAUUUUUACUAGGUCCAUUUCCUAUGCCCAGGGAAAUAACCAGUGUUAUAUGGUGGAACUGAAUCCUCAUGUUUGUUUCCUGAGAGAGGUGAUUGUAAGUAGUCUUAUAAAAGCCAGUGCUGCUAAUCUCCGCUCGUUACCUGUAUAAAAAACACCUGUCCAUAGAAGCAAUCAAUUAGAUUCCAAACUCUCCACCAUGGCCAAGACCAAAGAGCUGUCCAAGGAUGUCAGAGAUAAGAUUGUAGACCUACACAAGGCUGAAAUGGGUUACAAGACCAUCGCUAAGCAGCUUGCUGAGAAGGAAGAAACACAAAAUAACUGCCAGUCUCCCUUGGUCUGGUACUCCAUGCAAGAUCUCACCUUGUGGAGUUUCAGUUAUCAUAAGAUCAGUAAGGAAUCAGCCCAGAACUACACGAGAGGAUCUUGUCAGUGAUCUCAAGGCAGCUGGGACCAUAGUUACCAAGAAAACAAUUGGUAACACAUUACGUCGGUGGCUGAAAUCCUACAGCGCCCUCAAGGUCCCUCCUGCUCAAGAAAGCUCAGGUGCAGGCCCAUCUGAAGUUUGCCCCCCCCCCCCCACCGUUUUUUAAAAUUCUUAAAAGGGUCAACCUAAGAUUAUGACUGCCUCUUCUACUCCUAACAUCAGUUGAUAAAUUCUCUCUUGGCUGCUACCUGGCUAUUCAGCAGCUCUACACAUCCUGUUUUAUUCUAUUUCUUUUCUUUGGGGGAUGGGGUGGUUUACUGAUGUAGAUGGGUUUAAAUAUAAAAAUAUGUGUGCUUGUUUACAGUGUAUCGUAUGUAGUACAGUAAAUCCACUUGCAGUUGUUUGGAAUGUUCCAUUUCAUAAGUGCUCCCACAGCGCCAAGCCUGCUAGAUCCAGGUGCUUUAAACUUCAUGUAGUUCAAAUAAGGCCACAGGUGCAAGCAGUGUUUUGCCAGUGUUUGAUAGUCUAACCAAUUCUCAACUCAUGACUAGCAGGGAUGUGAGAGAACAUAAGUUUUUUGGCUUAUAAAAACCGUUUGGGUUAAAAGUACAUUGAGCAAUGAUGUGCAUACUACGCUAUAAAGCUUUUUUUUUAUUAUAUAUAUUUAUAUAUAUUUUUUUUAAAUAUAUAUAUAUAUAUAUAUAUAUAUAUAUAUAUAUAUAUAUAUAUAUAUAUAUAUAUAUAUAUAUUCACUCAAAUCUCAAUAUAUAAAUACACACACAAGUAUAUUUUUUAUAUUUGUAGUGUGUGUAAAUGUAUGUAUAUGUGUGUUUUGGUGAGUCAGACGUUUGAACUAUAUGUACAUUUGUUUGUGUAUACACUCACAAACUGACCUCUAAAGCACCCUUAAAGGGACAGUCUGAGCAUCAAAACCUUAAAUGUUGUGCCAUGGUAUCAUUCCCCACCCAUUGUAAGUAGUAAAACCAUUUUCAAGAAAGGUUUGAUUUCUUACCUGGGGUCUUCCAGGUACCUCUCCCUGCUUCUACUAAUCACAGUUAAUGAAUAUGAUUUUUAAGAAAAGUACAGCUUCCUGUGUUUUCACGUAAACCCUUAUGCAGAAAGUUAAAAAACAGAUGGAGCUAAGGUGCAAGUGUUUGUGUGUUUUUUAUUUUUAUAUUCAGCUUGUGGGCUGAUUCACCACCUUUGCUGUUACAUUUGGAUUCAAUAUUAAGUGACAGGGUUGUGAUAUUGCUUGUUAAGUCUAGAUCGUGUCUUAUACACAGUCUGCUUAGGUCCAACAGCAUAUGCAUGAAGCUACUUGAAUAUACUCCCUAAUCUGGGUUCAUCAGGACAGGUGAACAGCCUCCUGUUCAUGAGAUCUCCCUAAAGAAGCUGCAAACCCUGGGCAUUUCCAGCAAAUGAAGGAAUAUAAUUUGCAAUACAGUAUUCAUUCUGGACUAUCACUUUAAUUGUGCUUGUCGGUACCACCCAAAAAUUCUAUGAAUUCCUAGUUGUGUAACUAUCAAACACACAUAAAGUGUUUAUGGUAAAAUGGCUCUCUAAUGCUCAAAAUAUGCACUUUUCACAAACUUAUAUUUCUUGCUUAAAGGAAGUUGUUAAUAAGCAAUUGAUCUCCAUUUGCAUGAAUUCAGGAUAAAUGUUAAGAAUAAUAUAUGCAAUCACAAAAAUGUCUGAAAGUUAAAUUUUUUAAUCACCAAGCAUCUUUAGUUUAUCACUUAACAGUUAUAAAAUGCCGAUCUUAAGUACUCAUCACAGCCUCCACAGUUUUUCAGAUGUCUGUUAUGUUAUCGGUUUUCAUUUUUAGAUAAUACCAUAACUUUAAAGUCAACCUUACACUUUUUUUUUUUUUUUAAAUUGAAAUUGAUUGGUUUGGGGUAAUGAUCAGAUGGAUUAAGUCCCCCUAAUGCUCCCUAAGCAUCCUAAAAGAAAGUGUUUGCACAGCUGUGGCUAACAGAAGUUAUCGUUACAUUAGAACUGGGCCACUGCAAUGUGUUCCACUAUUCUAUGGUAUCACUUUAUAUAGAUAACAGAAACCUUAAAGGGACACUAUAGUCACCAGAACAACUACAGCUUAUUUGUUCUGGGAGUAUAAUCAUUCACUUCAGGCUUUUUGCAGUAAACGCCAUCUUUUCAGAGAAAAUGCAGUGUUUACAUUACAGCCUUGGAAUACCUCCACUCGCCACUCCACAGAUGGCUGCUAGAGGUGCUUCCUGGGCCAGUGCUGCACAGUGUGCAGCACCAUUCAGUGUCUCCACCCUCUGCCUGGAGUCACUGAACUUUCCUCAUAGAGAUGUAUUGAUUCAAAGUAUCUCUAUGAGGAGAUGCUGAUUGGCCAGGACUGUGUUUGGCUUGUGCUGACUCUGCCCCUGAUCUGCCUCCUUGACAGUCUCAGCCAAUCUUAUGGGAAAUCAUUGUGAUUAGCUUAGAGGUUCACUUCUGAUGUCAGCCAAGCAGGCAGAUCAGGGGCAAAGCCAGCAGCUGCAGAUUAGAAUAAAAGUAAGAUUUUGCUAUUUUUCGAGGGGGGAGGGGGUGGAUGGUGAUUUUAAAACUAUUUGGUCAGGAACACAUUUGUGUUCCUGGCCCUAUAGUAUUCCUUUGAGCUGCAGUUGAUAUACCAUUUAUUAACUUUCUGCACUUUUUUUUUUUUUUUCUGAACCAUAGCACCAUUGCCUGUCUGAUAUCUGGCAUUGGACUCUCAAGAAAAAAAAAACCUGAUACCUAUAUUUGUAAAGAGCUAAAAACUAUAGAGCGAUUACAUUAUGGGCAUUCUUCCAAUUCUUGUAAGUGUAUGUUAAAAAAAAAAAAGUGGGGCACAAGUAGUAAUUAACCCCUCCCUGACUGCUGACGUAUCAGGUACGUCCGACAAAAAUGGUCCUUAAGGACCGAGGACAUACCUGAUACGUCCGUAUGUAAUUAAAGUUCUGGAAGCGAUCAUGAUCGCUUCCAGCAGCUCUAAUGGUAUUACAGUGAUGCCUCAAUGUUGAGGCAUUGCUGUAAUGCCCCCUUCACUGCCGAGGGCCACCGGAGAUUACCGGGUGAUCGUUCCCCCUGGAGCGAUCACUUCCCGGUUGCUCGACGUGGAGCCCAGUAUUUAGACAGAGCAUUGGAAGCCUUCAGGCAAAAAAUUAUUUAAAAACAAUUCAAUUUAAAAAAAAUUAAUCCCUACACUCCCUCCCACUCCCAUGUACUUACAAAUCGCUGCGUUCCCCCGCCGCCGAUGGGUCUUUUUCUUUGGGGGGGGGACUCUCUGGACUGAGCCCAGAGAGUCCCCCCUCUCCAAUUUAGGACCCCCAGGGGCCAUGUGACCGCUCUAAAAGAGCGGUCACAUGGCCCCAUAGGUGUCCAUAGUGCUGCCAACGGGGGGACUGCCUGAACUGACAGGCAGUCCCCCUGUUGGUAAAAAAAAGUAUAAAUUAUAAAAAAAUAAAAAAUUUAAAAAUUUAUAUAUAUUCUCAAUAUAUCUGUAUAUCUCUUGUAUAUAACAUCAUACUAAGUGUAUUUUUUUUAAUUUAUACAUAUGUACGUUUACACGUUAUUUAAUUUUUGUGUAUAUAGUUUUGCUUACUAAAGUUUAUUAUCUUGUAUUGAUUUUUACUUAAGAGGUUAUUUGUGAUGUAGGUUGGCUCCCUUAGUUCACACUAUUCUUUUUCAUGGUUCAAUUUCUAUGGUUAUACUCUUUAUUACCUCUGUAACCCUCGUCUAACCCAUUGUUUAGGUUCUUCUAUCCUUAUAUACACUGCUCAAAAAAAUAAAGGGAGCACAAAAAUAACACAUCCUAGAUCUGAAUGAAUUAAAUAUUCUUCUGAAAUACUUUUGUUCUUUACAAAGUUGAAUGUGCUGACAACAAAAUCACACAAAAAUUAAAAAAUGGAAAUCAAAUUUUUCAACCCAUGGAGGUCUGGAUUUGGAGUCACACUCAAAAUUAAAGUGGAAGAACACACUACAGGCUGAUCCAACUUUGAUGUAAUGUCCUUAAAACAAGUCAAAAUGAGUCUCCGUAGUGUGUGUGGCCUCCACGUGCCUGUAUGACCUCCCUACAACGCCUGUGCAUGCUCCUGAUGAGGUGGCGGAUGGCCUCAUGAGGGAUCUCUUCCCAGACUUGGACUAAAGCAUCCGCCAACUCCUGGACAGUCUGUGGUGCAACGUGACGUUGGUGGAUGGAGCGAGACAUGAUGUCCCAGAUGUGCUCAAUUGGAUUCAUUUCUGGGGAGCGGGUGGGCCAGUCCAUAGCAUCAGUGCCUUCGUCUUGCAGGAACUGCUGACACACUCCAGCCACAUGAGGUCUAGCACUGUCUUGCAUUAGGAGGAACCCAGGGCCAACCGCACCAGCAUGUGGUCUCACAAGGGGUCUGAGGAUCUCAUCUCGGUACCUAAUGGCAGUCAGACUACCUCUGGCGAGCACAUGGAGGGCUGUCCCCCCAAAGAAAUGCUACCCCACACCAUUACGGACACUGCCAAACCGGUCAUGCUGGAGGAUGUUGCAGGCAGGACAUAUAUAUGUAUAAUAUAUCAUAAAAUAAUUAAACCAUUUUAAAAUAUAUUAUACAUAUAUAAUGCAUAUAUAUGAUUUCAUUAUAAGUGUACUUUGAGAUAUAUAUACACACAUAUCUCAAAAUACACUUAUAAUGAAAUAUAUAUGUAUGAUAUAUUAUAAAAUGCUUUUAAUUAGAAUAUAUUUUACAUAUAUAGGAAAUAAAAGUGUGUCCCUCUCUCUCUCUCUCUCCCCCCCCUCUGUAUUUUAUAUGCAAAUAGCAAAUAUUAUGAAAAAAAUAUAAGGCACUAUUUAAUUUAUAGUAAAGUAGCAGUGUAUAUUUGAAGUUGCUUUGAUCUCUGUCUCAUCUAGGCCCCUACACUCUGCCGAAGACCUGCGUCUAUCUUCUACUCGUGCUCCCACCUCUGAUGCUCGCAUUCAAGACUUCUGUAGGGCUGCACAAUUCCUAGACGUUCACCAAGUCUCCACUCCUUCAAAAAAUGAUUUUAAAAAAAUCACUUUUUCACAAAAGCAUAUCAAUUAAACUUAGUGGCUCCAAACCCACACUGUCUAUAUUAAAUACUAUUCUACCAAUCCACUUCCCUAAUACUUCCUUUACCUUUUGCGUCAAUACCCCAUUUCCUCUAGCAUUUAAGCUCAUUGAGCAGGGCCCUCAGCCCCUCUGUUUCUGUGUGUCAAACUUGUCUGGUUACAGUUACAUGUUUGUUAGUCCACCCAUUGUAAAGCACUACGGAAUUUGUUGGCGCUAUUUAAAUAUUAUAAUAAUCUCUUUUUACUAGGAAGUAGCAUGGCCAGGAGCUUCUCAUUUUGAUCCACAGAGUCUGAGCUGUUGAAAAUGUUAAAUCCUGCACUACUAGUGUUUUGAACACAGAUUGGGCAUUAGAAAUGAAACAAUCACUAGUGUAUACAUGAAAUAACAAACACUUUUAACAAUGUCAAACUGCCUUUUUAUCUUCACACUGUUUGGUUCUUGGGGGCUCGAACAGAUAAAAAAAAAAAAAAAAAACCCCUGUGCACAACCAUAGCAUCAAGACCUAGAGUUUAUGUGACUUCUACUUCCUUUACAAGAAUUGUACCUAUGCAAGUAGACUGUGCUUGCUGAUGGCAUGGUGACCAGGAGGGUGGGCUUAUGAAGCUAUAACAUAAGGUACCUCUUGUUAGCGACCAGCAAGAAGGGAAGUAUUUUAGACUGAGGGAUGUGGUUUAGAAGAAUGGUUUAUGAAUAAAAUGCUGCAAAUGAUUUAUUUUUGAAUAUUUUGUGAAAUUAAACAUGCACCAAAAAUACAGCAAAUUAUUUAGGUUCAAAGCUUCUAUUGUCCUACUCUGAGCAAGCAGAGACCGCAUUAUUUACAAAGAAUGUUGCUGCAGUACUUUGAUUUUUAAUGGAUUAUUUAGUACACUGAAUUAGGUUAAAUGCAGUACUCUUUCAUGAGUUAUGUUUUAGAUUGUUUCCAAGUUCCAUAAUAAAUUCUUCCUUUUCUUACAGGUUACAUCCUGAGUGUCGUGCUUCUGACUUUACCCCGACAACAUCUGGCUAAACUAUACCUCUAUAUGGUAACUGCUCUGCUGCUUUAUACGGGACAUCAGAUCUCCAGGUAUGCUACAUUACAUAAGCUGCUGUAGUCCAGAAAAAAGAUCUGACGAUUUAACAUAAGAAGCAACAGAAUGUCAUGAUUCUAGAUCGAAGUGCAAGAACUAAAUUUAGAAUGGGGGCGGGGGGGCAAGAAUUACACAUGCGCAUCAAAGUAGCUAAGAGUUUUUUUCAUAUAUGGGUGAGUACCUUUUUAACCACUUAUGGUCUGUCGUCAUUACAAUCUGAUCUUUAAAGAUUCUAUUCCAAAAUGAACUUCCUUUCUAUUAUCAAAUGCAGGGCUGCAAGAAACAAAAAGGAAAUUCCAUGCUGGAAUAAGGUCGUUAAAGAUCAUAUUGUGGUGACAGCAUGAUGUAAGUUGUCAAACUUUCAACUUUCUCCUAAAGAGAAUCCUACUCAUGAGGCUUAACACUGUAACAUUUGAGUUGUCACUCUCAUAUUCUUCACCACUUUGUAACCGAUUCCAUAAUCUUUAGGAAGAAAAUGUAUUGAAAUUAAUCCUACUGCAAGUAACACACAUUCUAGUAGAGAUUGCUGUUUACAGAACAGUGUAAAGAGAGUAGAUGCAUUGUAUCCGUGAUCUGCAACCAUGACUUAACAUAUAUUGCCAAGUGACAUUUGUACACUUGCAUAGAAGCUUUCCAGACAGAUUGGUUUCUGUUUUUUUACUUCUGUAUACGGAUUCCCCUGGGCUUAGCUUUUUUUUUUUUUUUUCUCUAGAUAUGCAUACACGGUAUUGGGUAUCCACUCAACUCUGGGAAUUUUAGAAAUUCCCAACCUUACUGUUUUUUGCCCAAGACAAUCCCCUGCCCAACCUUGUAGGAAAAAAGGGAUAUCCUCUCUGCGCUGUAAUCAACCAAUGUAACCAGGAAUUUUGAUAUGGACCGUAUAAACCGUUCAGUAAUGUUUAUUCACUAAGUGGAUAAAAUUAUAUAAUGGAGCAAAUUACAAGAAGUUUACAAAUUUAAGGCCAAAAUACCAAGCUUAAAGGAACAUUCAAAGCACCUGAGUAUAUAGAGGUAACAAAGUGCCCUGCCCAACCUUCUCUUUCCAUUGUAAGUAGUCAAACUGCUUAACAGUUAAACAACUUACCUGUGGUCUGCUGAGCACUGGUGUCUAACUACACUGAGAGCCAGAAGCACGUGCGUGGAGCACCUGUAAGCUCCCAUGAGUUGAACCCUGCCAAGCAGAACCAGCUUAUUGGCUGAGCGCAUCACUUGAUCACUUUCAGCCAAUGCACUAAGCCUUUCAUCUGUCGGCUUAUCUCAAGAGAAUGAACGUCUUUCAUAGAGGAGAUGAACUGUGCAAUCCAGGUAAGAUUUGACUACUUGCGUGAGGUUGGUGUAUGCACACUCAUGGAAAAAUAAAGACAACAGUACGCAUUAGUGGCUAUAGUGCUUGGAGUUGGAGAAUGUUUCCAUUUCAGCUAAUUAGGGGUACACUUUGGCAGUUCUUGGUAUAAUAUAAAUACCAUAAUAUUUUGUAGAGAAUAUGCAUGAAUGAUCCUGCUUAAAUUGAAGACCAUGUGUUGGUAUUCAUUAAAACUUAAUUUCUUUGUAUCUCAGGGAUUAUGUCCGGAGUGAGUUGGAAUCUGGCUAUGAAGGUCCAAUGCAUUUAGAGCCACUGUCUAUGAAUAGAUUUAUUACGGCACUAGUAGGUGAGUUACAUUUCUGUGCUUCCUGUCUAUCUUUUAUGUAUUUGAAAGCAUAUAGAAAUGACUAUGCAAUGUGCAAGUAACAUAUACUGGAUCGUGUAUGUUUGGUAUGGUUGAAUAGCUUAGUUUAUACACAUAAGAAAUCUGAGUAUUUUCCUUAUAAAAUUGGAAGAUUUGAAUAGAAUUAACUAAUAAGGGUUUUAUUGGGAAUACAUUGUGGGGAAAAUAAUUACUGGAUAGGGAAAGGAGUCCCUUUUUCUCUAUCAACUUUGAACUCUGCCUACUCCAGGAAGCUCUUUAAAUAUAGAAAAGACAUAUGACUGUCACUAGUAUAAAUGCAAAUCGUUUUAAAUAAUCUCCAGAUCAAAGUGCCUGUUUUUUUCACUUAUCAGCUUUCUACUCCUAAAAAUGGUUAGCUGAACUUCAACUCUCAGCUUCUCUGUGAGUACAUGUGCAUAUAUUUUAUUGAUCACUGCAGGUUAGGAGGUAGGGUUUAAAGGGAUAUGUGACCGCAUGCAGGGCUGGGGGAUGCAGUCCGUGCGCCCGCGUGCUGGGGAUGCAGUGUGUGUGUGUGUGCUGGGGAUGCAGUGUGUGUGUGUGCUGGGGAUGCAGUGUGUGUGUGUGCUGGGGAUGCAGUGUGUGUGUGUGCACAGGGAUUACAGCUGGCGUGUGUGUGCUGGGGAUGCAGCUGGCGUGUGUGUGUAUGUGCUGGGGAUGCAGCUGAGUAUUGUGUGUGUGUGUGCUGGGGGUUGUGGCGUGUGUGUGUGUGUGUGUGCUGGGGAUGCAGCGUGUGUGUGUGUGCGCUGGAUGCAGCCAGCGUGUGUGUGUGUAUAGGGGAUGCAUGUGUGUGCUAGGGGUUACAUGGCGUGUGUGUGCUAAGGGAUGCAGCAGCGUGUGUCUGCUAAGGGAUACAGCGUGUGUGUGUGUGCUGGGGAUGGCGUGUGUGUGUGUGUGCUAUAGGGGAUGCAGUAGCGUGUGUGUGUGUGUGCUGGGGAUGCAGCAGCGUGUUAAUGCUGAUGUGUGUACUGGAUGCAGCAGCGUGUAAUGCGUGUGUGUGUGCUGGGAUGCAGUGUGUGCGUGUGUGCGUGUGUGUGUGUGCUGGGGAUGCAGUGUGUCGCGUGUAAUAGCAGCGUGUACUUCCCGGGGAUACGGUAGUAAUGCGUGUGUAUCUUGGCGUGUGCUACCCAGGGAUGCAGUGUGUGUGCGUGUGUCUUGGCGUGUGCUGGGAUACAGUGUGUGCGUGUGUGUAGCGUGUGCUGGGGAUGCAGUGUGUGCGUGUGUGCGCGUGUGCUGGGGAUGCAGUGUGUGUGUGUGUGUGUGUGUGUGUGUGCUGGGGAUGCAGUGUGUGUGGCUUACUAUGUGUAACACACUGUGCACAUGAAACUUACCCUUACUCCUGCUCCUCACGUCCCCACAGCUGCUGCCUGACUCCUGUAUGCCGGCUCCUGCAUUAGGGAGCUCUUUCCUGCGGUGUGUGUGCUGCCCUGUGGGUGGUCAGCAUGCCAGACACGGAGUGGGUUUCUGCUGCUCUGCCCGUCCUACAGCAACAGGAGUAGCCCUGCCACAGCACCUGAAAGCAAAGUGAGCACUGAAGUUCCGGCUCGCCCUGCAGGUAAUGCGCCGGAACUUCAGUGCUGAACCUUCCCAUAACACGGAGUGCCCGGGCAACCCCUCCACCCUCCUCACGACGCCCCUGACGUAUUAGAAUUUGGGGCAGUCUCACUUCCCGCCCUGGCAGUGUGGCUGAUCGUGAAAAGCAAAGGCUUUCCCCAAAUGGCUAUUAUUUGAUUACAUAAUGACAGGGGCGGCAAAAUGCUGCCCCUGUCAGAGUGCCCCCUGAAACCGUGGCUCCAUCGUGGUCUACGGUCAGGCCAGCCCUGUAUCACACACACACAGUGUUUAACUGCUCUUUCUGAUUCCCUUAAAAAUGGACUAGUUAGAUGACUUGCUGCCUUAGACCUCUCAAUACUGCAUGAGUUAAAGUAAUCUACGCCCUGCAGUGCUCGUCUAACAAAAGGGUAUUUAACAAUUUCAUGUGGAACUGAUCAACUCUCAUUAUCAGAUCUCGAUUGUAUUAUUAUAUAUAUAUAUAUAUAUAUAUAUCUCUAUCUCUAUCUGUUAAGUGAAUAGAAGGUUGCACUGGAUUGCUGAAUGCUGGCAGCUUUUAACUGCAAAUCAUGUGAAGGGGCAGUCAAAUGGUGCCAGCACAUGACUAAUGUGCUAUAUUUGGAAAACCAGUUAAGCAUCUUAAACAUUUAUAGCAAAUGUAAAUGCAUUGCAAAAGUUGCUAUGAAAGCAGCAAACAUUAUUUUUCAUGUUCAGUAUAUCAAGUUACUUAGACCAAAUUUUUUGUUUUAGUUUUUAUUUAUGUAUUGAUGUAUAAUAUUUUGUUCAUCACCAUAAUAUGUGCAUAUAUUACAGGACAGUUGGUGGUUUGUACGCUCUGCUCUUGUGUGAUGAAGACUAAACAGAUAUGGCUAUUCUCGGCUCACAUAGUCCCGCUGUUGGCGCGCCUCUGCCUGGUCCCUAUUGAAACUAUCGUCGUCCUUAAUAAGUUUGCCAUGAUUUUCACUGGACUUGAAGUGUUGUACUUCUUGGCAUCUAAUCUCCUGGUCCCCUUUAACCUUGCAAAGACCGCAUAUAGAGAACUUGUCCAGGUAAGACACAGUCGACAAGUUGUGAUUAAAGAGUUGUUGCAUUUAAAAAAAAAAUAUAUAUACUUUUUAUGUUGAAGAACAGAGCUUUAUAAUAAAAUGAAUAUCCUUUGAAAGGCAAUCCUAAAAAUAAAUACAAAAUUAUCAGCUAGGACUGUAUAUUGUUAACAGUAUUAUUUCUAUAGUUUAAGGGGCUCUGUCACCAAAAACAUAUUGUUCUUCAAUCGAUUUCUCUUCUCUUACUCACUCCUAAUUCUUUUAUUUAUUUUAUUCGUUUCUGAUCUUUUUCUUCUAACAUACAUAAGGCAAAGGAGGGACUCUCUUAUCUUUUGGAUUUUUCCUCUACUUCGCAAAAGUGUGAGAGCUACAACUGUCAAGUUUCUUUCAUUUCCCCUGCUGUAGCUAGUGAUAGCUGUGGGGAAAAGGCAUUGUCUUGUUCAUUGUCAGGCGAUAUCUAUGGGGGAUCCUGCAGUCUUGCAGGAUCAUCCAUGACAUCAGUGUUUUGUACUCUCACACAUUUGCAAGAGUACAGCACUGCUCCUGGUGAUUGAAGAGCCAGGAGAUGAAGAAAGAUGAUGGCGGUGCCCGUCGAGAACAGCAACAGGUAAAUAUAUCUCCCCUCUGCUGCAUCCCUGGGCCAUGGCAGCAGCAAUGACACCAUUGGGGUACUUAUCAAAAUACGCAAAGACCCCUAAAGGUGACAGAGCCUCUUUCAAGUGUUAGGAUACAGGAUGUAUAUUUUACCAAUGUUUGUAAGGUAGCAUUAAGCUUAUUUGGAUGAUCCCUCAAAAAUUUAUUUACUGACGGAUUUGUUGGUUAGCUGACGCUAAUAUGACAGCGAACCUCCAGCGUAACACUUCAACAGCUUAAAAUAUAUCUUUGUGUGUCGUCUGGGAGGGUGGCUUCAGCAGAUUUCUGGUGGGACACCUUAAAUCUCUGUCCAGAAGAGUGCAAUUCUAGGAAAAUCUAAGAUACUGCUCAGAACCAAACAAUGAGGAAUGCACAAACAAUCCCAGAGAGAAAGGUGUGUGUAUGUAUAUAUGUAUACCAUACGAUGGAUAAAUUACACGAUGCUCUGAUACACUAUUUAUAUAAUCCAAAUUUUAGCCAGCACUCCAAAGAUAUUUUUUUUUUCAAAAAGUUUUUCUUUGAUAACCCAAGAUAGUUACAUACAAAAGUCAAAGUUUCAGUCAUCCCAAGUGGCUUUCAACAGGUAAUGCAUGUCCUGAGGAAAGACCCUUGGGAGGACUGAAACGUUGACUUUUGGAUGUAACGAUCUUGAGUUAUAAAGAAAAAUAACUUAUUAGUGCAGGCUGAAAUUUGGAUUGUGUAUAUGUGUGUGUAUAUAGAUGUCAGGAAUAUAAAUAGGAAAUUUGUUCCAUUUUUUUUAUUUAAUUUUUUUAAACUAACUGUAUGGGGGGAUCUUUAUCACAUGAUCCUUCAGCCAUGCAUAUGCGAAGUCAGUUGGGACAGUGCUUGAAUCCCACCAAUAAUCUCAAUGUUCUCCCUUGCUUCAUUCUCACAUCAUCAGACAUUGCCAUGUGCAGUCUGUGAACAGGUAAGACUAGCAACCGCCUGAAAAUCACAACGAUCAUGGUCUAUAUAAACUUUUUUUUACUGAAUUAACUAAAGCUGAUCAUUUUUAAAUUCGCUUUUUAAUAUUCUCUUUAUUUUGCACCCUCUAUAUAUCUUUCUACUUGUAAGGAAGCUCCUGACAGAUUUUCUAAUAAACUACUUUUGUCAUUUAUAGGACUUCAUUGUCAUUGCAAACAAUAAGAUCUCCAUGAGAUUUUCAUUUAAUAAAAGAUUAUUUUAAACACAUAUGCCUACCAACAUUUUCACAUGUACACCUCAAAAAUCAACAUAGUAAACGUGAUAAUAAUGACUGAUUUAUGAUUUGCCAAAAUGUAAAAAAACCUUUUUUAAAUUAAUUAAACUUCAUGUGAUAUGAUCUCAUAGCUCUCACAGUACAAGGCUAUGUGCUACAAAAUUGCAAGUGGGAUUUAAUUCACAACCAUCACACUGCAAGUCAAUGUAUCUAAACCUAUGCACCAUAGCCAUUGCAUUCGUUAGCAGGAGUUAGGAUUACUCAAACAUUACAAGACAAAUCUUGAAUGCUUUUACCCAUUCUUGUGGAUUGGGGACACAUAGACAUAAUCUCACAGUAGGGCUGUCAGGUCCAUUUGUUUGACCGCUCUGUCCGAUAUGCUUUACACCAAAGCAUGGACUAUUUGGCAGGGAAUAAAAUGUCAUGUUUUUGUUUUAUUUUAUUUAUUUAUUUUAAUUUUAUCCAUAAACUAAAUGACCUUCUACAAAAUUUUCAUUAAACAAAAAAAAUCAUAAAAUAUGGCUAAUGUAUUGCUUGCAUUUCAAGAAUUUGGUUGGUUGAAGUAUCCCUUCUCUAGAACUUUGCUGUUCUGUUGAUAUGGUAUACACUGAAACGGUAAUCAUUUUGGUAAUUCAAUGGGAUGGCUUCUGAAUCUAGAAUAACUGUUACAUGAGUCAGUUUCUUACAAGGAUUUUGUUACACAGGUGGUAGAGGUCUAUGGCCUCCUCGCUCUGGGAAUGUCUCUGUGGAAUCAACUUGUGGUCCCUGUCUUAUUCAUGGUGUUCUGGCUGGUCCUGUUUGCUCUUCAGAUCUAUACUUAUUUCAGCACCCGUGACCAGCCGACCUCCCGUGAGCGGCUUCUUUUCCUCUUUCUCACAAGGUACUGUUUUAGUUUCGGUUGAUUUUUAUUUUUAUUUUUUCCCUCUUCAGGUAUGUCCUGGAGAGUUUCCUAUCUGCUUUUAAGAUACACUAUAAAUAUAACCAAAUAAAAGGGAUCUAACAAAACCUAUGGAAAUCUAUUUCUGUUAAAGGUACAUGAUAGACACCCAUACCACUUAAUCUCAUUGAAGUGUCUGGGUGCAGUGUUCUUGUUUCAUGUUAUGGAGUUACCAUAGCAUUUUUACAGUGGCAUCAAUUAGAUUUUGUGUAUUCAAUUACUAUAAAUAUUCAUGCAAUGUUAAUGUUGUGAUGGCAUUGAGAACAAAGACACACUGUACAUUUUAAUAGAAUUGUCUUUUUAGUGAAUACAGAUUUUCUAUCUAUUUAGUGACUUUUAGAUCUUCAGUAACAUCCAAUUGAAAUGCCUUUUGCUAGGUUUGUUGAAGUUCUUUUCAAUUUAUAAGUGCCAUGUAUUUUAUUGAAAAAAGGUAAUAAAACAAAUACAUGUGUUUUUUAAAGGGAAGAUGUGUUCAAGUCCCCCCUUUUCUGUGCUGCUUUAUGUAACUUAUCCUUACUGUAUGAACCUGUAAGACAACAGUAAAUGAAACAUCUUAAAACGUGUAUUCAAUGGAAAAUACAAAUAUGGAUCAGUGCACAGACAAAUUAUACUGUUUACAUUUUUUUUUUUUUUAACCUAACGUAUAGUAAGUAGUGCUUUACUCACUGUAUAGACAUACAGCUAUGACAAAGUCAAAUAAAAAAAAAAAAGUUGCUUUUGUAAUGGUAAGAGAACAGAUUCUGAAUGCCAUCACUUAUUUAAAAUAAGCAACACUUGUUUAGUAGUCUUAUAAAGUCUUGCCAUGUAUAACAGUCCGGAGUGUGGGGCCAGUCAAGAUAUUUGUAAUCCAGUGUUAACAGUAAUAAAUAUGCACAGUGUGGGUUGCGAGUAGGAUUAGCACCCAACAGGGAACUCCUCUCUAUGUUAAGCAAAUUAAACUACUUUGGAAAAACAUGAGAGGAAAAAUUACUACGUCCAGCUAAUUUCUCAUUACUGUGUGAAUCGGUGUAAAUAACUAGUAAUGGAGAAGUGUAGUGUGGUCUUGGAAGGGCAUAUUUGUUAUCAGAGAUGAUGAUGGAUACGACACUUUGUAUAUGAAUUGUUAGGGAGUGGUUGAUACCAAGCAGAUAAGAAGCCUGAUCACGAGGCAGAGAUACUGUCUAUUACUGGGGUGGAAUGUUUAUUUAGUUGAAGCUAAGUUCAAUAAUAAUUGAUUUGGAAAGCAUAUUGCAUUCCUGAGAUAGUCUUGAGAUUAAAAUGCACUCUACCUUUCCUGUGGAAGGAUAAAUAACAGAGUUCCCUUGCUCUUCCAUGCCCUAUGAACUUGGUUUUGAUGCAGUUAACCCAUCAAGUUCCAAUUUGGUGCACAGUAACAUGACAACAUCCAUCCAUUUUGACCUUUUGCAUCUCUUUCUGCAAUGCCAUUUGAAAGGUAAAAAUGGACAUACGUCAGCAGAUAAUUCUGUAUCCUGUGAAAAGUCAAUGGAAUAAUCUCUCAUUGUUUGUAGUGGGUUGUUUGUUUUUCUUUUUUUCAUUCUUUUUGUUGUUUAAUAAUCAAAAUCUAGUUUACGUAGAAUUCAUUAACUAUCCACAUUUUUAAAAUAUAAGACACACCAACCAAUUCAGUAUGCUAACACCAGAUAUGAAAUGGGUAAGUGGGUGGAAUGUGGAAGUAACAGCAAAUGUCCAAUCCUCAUGACAUUUAAAAAAAAUAAAUAAAUACCAAAACAUUAAAAUGGGGAAAUUAGAAAGAUUUGAUAUAUUCUGCUAUGUCAGCUAGUGUGCAGGCUCCAAAAUGAGAUAAUGGAAGGCAAAAAUCACAAAAUGAAGAAAAACCUUUCACUGCCUCGGUCUUUGAGGCCAGUAGCUAGCUUAGAAGGUCCUCCAGCAGGACAAAGAGGAUGAUGUUGGCAUGGUCUUGGUCCAAUGUUUUGAGAAAGGCAGUGGUACCAAUCUCUAAUACUUUUCAGGGGUCUGGGCCUUAACUCAAUUAUAUGGCACAUUUUGAUAAAUCCACAUAAGACAGAGAGCAAGUCGUUAAAUUCCAUUAUGGUCAAAUCUCUCACAACUGUGAAGACCACAAUUUUCUCAAGGUGAGUAGUAACAAGUUGUAAGAUGAGAUCGCUAGAAGUAGAGCUAGGCCUAGGUGGAUUUCCUAUAGAAGCCAUCUAUGAGGAGUCCCUUGGCCUGUUUAGUAGGUAAAAGGUGUUGAAAAGGGUCAGAUUAGAAAAUGUCCAUACUCCAUACUUGGGGAUACCUCAGUUUUUAAGAUUCUUGUGAAGAAUUCUGUAGUCAUAUUCUGCACAUUACUGAGCCAUAUCCGCUUUAGUCUUCCCCUACGGCCCUAUUUUCACUGAAGAAAGCUUUUGGACAAACUGGAAAUUGUAUUUAAUUCUUUAGGUUAAGUGGCACAAAUACAGCUGUGUAGCUAGUUAAAAUAUAAACUCUUAGUGGCAGCAAAUUCAGGAGUGUUCAUACAAACAAAGGUUGGAGAAACACAAUCUCCAGGACAUACCUGAAAACUAAAGAAAUUGCCCUGUAUGCUUCCUGGAACUUUAAUAAUGUGUAAUCAAAUUACGUUACGUUUGGGUUGAAUUAAAAGUCAGGAUAAUGUAUUCUAGAUGGCGACUUGGGGGUUAAGGAAUAUAUUUAAUGAGUACUAUAAUAUUGUUAUACCUUGAGGUGUCCUACAGGUCUAUGGGUGGCUUCUGACUCUUGACUCACCCCAUUGUUGGACGCUAAUGGGCAAAAUUACGUGGUAAAUCCCAGGAAGCACGGAAUAUGGUAAAUUAGGGAAAGUAGCAGGAAACCAAUCUAUGUCCAAGAUUCAUAGAAUAAACAUUCCUGUUUUGUGGCAAUUACCUGGCUAAAGCUUUCCUAACUGGAAUGCAAUGGUAACAUAACUUCUAUCAUUAAUAGAAAGUGGUUUAUUUUUUGUUUUUUUUACAUUUAUUCUGCCAAUAUUUUUUGUGGCUCCGCAUUACAACCAUCACAAACUGUAGUUUGAACAAAUUAUCUGUUCCUCAUGAAUAAACGGUAAUUGAACUGAACCAUUAUUAUUAACCUAGCUCUGCUAUAAUAACUCUGAGCCGUGUAAAUAAAUAAUGCACUAGUUCCUUUGAUUAAAAUGUUCUUUAUUUAAAAUAAGAUCCUAUUAUUGAUUUCCACCUCACUUUUUACUUCAUCUCUGAAAUUCACAGAAUGUUAUCAGACUGAUAAGGUUUUUUGAUGAAUUCCUUCUACCUCUUCAAGAAAAACAAAGCUGGGUUGGUGCAGAACAGCUGGCUGUAAGCAUCUGAUGCUAUGGUUCACAUUUUAACAUGUAGGCAAAGAAAUCUAUAGCAAACUAGUUUAAUGGUUUUAAAGAAAUAAUACAUGUGCUCUGUUAAUGGCAGAAAGAAACUAGCCAGUUGUAUCAUUGCUACAGAUAACUAUCCUAAUGUGUUAAUAGUGAAGGUUUACAAGUGUUACUGAUUUAUUUUUAAAAUGAGAAGAUUAACCCAGGCUUGACCAUUACAGUAGAUCUAUUCCUUUAAAUGAAUACUCCAAAUACCAUAACAGUUCCUCUUCAACCCCCCAAUGCCUUGUUGCACUGUAAUAACUGCAAUAAACUGUAAAGUCUCAUUGCUUUAAGUAAAAUUCAUUUCCAGUGAUUUGAAAAAAACGUGUGAGAUUCCCCAAAGCACUAAGUCUCCUGAAAAUAUCAUAAUGAGAACUUUUCACUUUCUCCUCAUCUUUCCAUAUAUUUCUAUGGCAUGUAGUGACAGUCUGGAAACUCACUGUUCCAAACAUGUAUUCCUGAAGUGGCUGUUUAAGUGACCGGCCCCGCUUUGAUCAUGCUGGAAAGGUGAUAUUACGCUCCUUUUCUCCGCAACGUUCUCACCAUGGCUGGCCUUGCCUUCGUGGCUGAAAUCAUCAGUCUUGAUGAUCUCAGCCAAUCCAAUGCUGCUCCAUAGGGGAGGCUAUUGCACAUUCAUGGCAAACCGUUUGACUCAAUGCAUUUUUAUGGUGAGCGUUCAGCGUUUCAAUGCAGAGUGUGGAGAUGCUAAAUGUAGGUCCUGUGCAGCACUAGUUUAGGAAGCAGUCUGAGUGACUGCCACUAGAGGGGUUACUAGGCACCAAUGUAAACACCUGAUUUUUUUUUUUUUUCUGAAAAGGUAGUGUUUACAUUGAAAAGCCUGCAGGGACAGGAUAUAGACACCAGAACCACUACACCAAGCUGUAGUGGUCCUGGCCACUUUAGUGUCCCUUUAACCACACUAUGCAAUAAAGUCAUCUAAAAAAUGUAGGUCUUUUCAGGAAAUGUGUAGGGAUACUAUAUUUUAGCAGGUGGAAAAAAUGGAUUUGACUUUUAAGUGGCAGAGAAUUGAGCAGUGAGACUGCAGGAGCAUGAUCUAUACACCAAAAGCCACUUCAGUAGAACUUGUUUUAGUUCUUACUGUGUCCUUUAAAAAAUAUAUAUAUAUAUAUAUAUAUAUAUAUUUUUUUUUUUUUUUUUUUAAAGUGUGUUAAGUGUCACUUACCCACUUGUAUCAACCAUAUCACUAACUAAGUUAGCUAUUAGUUGCGCUAAAAUACUUUAUGCAACCCAAUAAGCAAUGCUCUUCUUGUUACAUAAAACCUGUUCCCUCUGCUGAACUGGAGCCUAUCAAAGAUAGGGGAGUGUGCUGCAGUGACUGCUUUGGUAAUAUUGUACCUAAAAACUUAUUACUAGUUGGGAAUAUUGACUAUCAGCAAUGACUGCUGGAUCAUAUAUUGAUGUUGGUGUGUAGAACCAGUAUCUGUCAUGUGAUCUGUCUGUGUGCCCAUUAAAAUAUAAGUAAUUAGAAGCAAUGCGCUUGCCCAAAUCACUUUGAGGUUAAUUAAUUACUCAGUGAGUUGUGGUGAUCGAAUUGCUAAAUUUAAGACAGUUAUUCGUUACAUUUUGAUAUGGUGGGAAUUCACAAUGAAUUACAAUUUCUUUUACAAAGUAACUGAAAUGAAAGUAUAUCAGAUACCAUUUGAAUAAGUUCUCCAUUUCAGCUACUUUGGCCUAAAAUUGCAAUGUUUUUGUGAAAUAUUUUGCCUAUAUAUGCUCACUGCUUUUCACUGUAGAAUACAUUUAUUACACUGUGAAAUUUGGAGGUCUAAAUAGAAACAUUUUCUAAAGAAAAAUCACGUCAUAAUUAUAUGAAAUCUGACAUCUAUGCCACUUUAUAAACUAUAUUACAAUAAUGUAGACUGUGCUUGAAGUUAAAUUGGGUAAUACAAAUUUUUUGGAAAAGGCUAUGCUUGGGAAUCUUCAAAGCCAACUUUGUGACCUAGACUUUGCGUCAUUCAAAACUAAUUGUACGUAUAUCUCGUGUUUAUUACAGUAUUGCUGAAUGCUGCAGCACUCCAUAUUCUCUACUGGGUUUAGUAUUUACGGUUUCCUUUGUGGCUCUUGGUGUAUUGACCCUCUGCAAGUUUUAUCUUCAGGGAUACCGAGCUUUCAUGAAUGAUCCGGCCAUGAACAGGUACUGCGUUCUGUGUUGUAUUUUUUAAGUUAUUUCAUGUUUUUGCUGUAACUUUUUUUUUCUGAGCUUAUUUAUGACCAUAAAAUCAUAUAGUAUAUAAAAUAUCAAAAUGCAAGUAGAAAAGCAAUACGAUAUGUGGCUGGUUUUUCUUUCUUUCAUUUUCUGGAAUAUAAUAUUAUAUAGAAUGUGUAACUUUUGCUAAUACGCCCCAUUUUAACCUCUACAAACAGAGGUUAUUGUCCAAGCUUUGAACCAAAACCUAGAAUUUGUGCUGUUUGUUCCACUGUAAUCUAAUGGCUUCUCUUUAGGUGCACCCAUACAUAUAUUACUUUUAAAGGACAGAAAUGGCUUUCAUUUACUAUCCCAUAUGUAUGCUCAACACAAAAUGAGAUGUGAAUAAGGUUUAAAAAUGGUGGAGCGGUUGAGGGGGGGGAGGGAAGAAUAGAAUGCAUACACAUAUGUAUAAACAUUAUUGCUUAUAAUCAUUUUCACACAUCCAGUGCAACUAAAAGAAAAGUACUCAAAAUUAAUUUAUCAUUACUGCUUGUUAAAUGCCUAAUAUGUCUAAAUUAAUUAUUGGUUUAUAACGCUAAACCCACACUAACCCUAUUAUAACAACCAUAGGACCCGUUUCUUACACUAACUCUUACCAUAUACCUACCCUGAACUUUAAUCUUACACUAUCCCUAACUCUAAAGCAGCAUUAACACAAACCCAUUAUUAACCCUACCUAACACUAACCCUACAGUAAUCCUAACCUUAUUUCUAACUUUAACCCCUACUCCUAAUGAAUUCCUCUUCUAAUAUCAAUUCUGGUGUCAGAAGAUGGGCUUCUUAAUUGAAACAGUAGAUGGUGGUCUGUUACUGCCAUCUACUGGCUAUUUUCAUAAUUACAUUUUAUGUAAUUACGAAGGGAUUCUGCUUCCCAACCAAUUACUGUAAUCAGUGCUGGACAACUGGCAAAGCCCAGCAACCAUCGCAUUCGGCUGGUGACAGGCAGAGAGACCAUGCCUGGGUGUUUUGAGACCUGGCUGGAAUCCCGUGAUAUAUCUCUAUCACUGGAGUUUGUGCAGGAGGUGGAUUGGAAAUACCAGAAAGGCAAUGAGCCCCCUUAAAUCAGUGGAGGCACCCUAUAUGUAGAGAAUGUAAGAAGUUGCACACUUAUUUGUGUAAAUUUUAUUACACUGUUAUGUCUCUUUGUAGUAUAGGAACAGUGUAUUCCCUGUAUAUAUUUUGUAUUGUAUACCAGGUGUCUAUUGAUGCCUGGAUUUCCUGGUUCGAGUAGGGGUUUAACCAUGCUAACAUUGCUAAAUGUUUAUAGUCCUUUAAUUCUUAUUUAUAGAGCUACUUGCUGCGCUGAUUAUCAGUGCUGCUUUCAGCUUAUCAAAAAGUCUGGGCCGCUAAACAUGGCCGCUAACAUCGGGGAGUAACCGAUAAUACCUAAGGCUACCUGGUGUGAGUAAGGAUUUAACCCUGCUCAUACCAACACUGCAUUGCGUUCCAUGCCGUCAUACACAGAGAGAGCUUUAUCGGCUUUUGCUGAAAUGGAAAGUCCUAAUAACGAGAAGGGGUUAAGCUACCCAAUAAACAGUCAAGCCCAUAACUUUGUAUUGUCAAUCUCUUCCUUCCAAAAAAACUUUUUAUUUGAUUUUUCUGUUGUGUACAGGGGUAUGACUGAAGGAGUGACUCUACUGAUUCUUGCUGUGCAGACGGGCCUGAUUGAGCUUCAAGUGGUCCACAGAGCCUUUCUUCUCAGCAUAAUUCUGUUUAUUGUUGUGGCGUCCAUCUUGCAAUCUAUGCUGGAAAUUGCUGACCCUAUUGUUCUUGCUUUGGGGGCUUCACGUGAUAAGUAAGUAGGUUGAGGGUCCUAUACCCAUGAAUAUAUUUCCAUUGAACUUUUAAUUUAGGCAUAUAUAAAUAUUCUGUAAAUUGGUAAAAUUCUUAAAUAUCUAUUUUUUUUUUUUCUUUUUCUUAAAGUUAAGGCUUAUUAUGCAUAAAACCAGGCUAAAAAGUAAAAAAUCUUGCACCUUUGUCUUUAUUGGCACACAUUGAUACAUAUUCACCAACAUUGGGUCUGUUUCCAUGCCCAUUGCAAUAGUUUAGCAACAAUCGCAAAAAUGGCUGCUAUUGGUGAUUACGGUCUUUCCAUUUUAAAAAUGUUACGGUAUAAUAAGUAGCACUACAUCCUAUUUAAUAUGAAGUUUAUGCUGCUUUGUAUUAGUGUAUGUAGUUUUCAUUAAAUACCUGUGAAAUUUUUCAAGACAGGUGUAUACAAACACUAAGAGGAACUUGCUCAGUCCUUUUUAAUGUGUCUUGGUGGAGUGGCAGUGAAAUAAAAAUUCUUAGUAAAAGACAUUUGCAAAGCGCUGAUCACAAAGUGGUGAUCCAUAUUAAUAGAGAGGAGGACCUGAGUAGCGUGCACUUGAUAAAGGUUGGGGGAACCAAGGAAACCUGCUGUAUUUCUUUUAUGCAUGAAUAUCAUUAAAGGAACACAAAUGUUUAUUCCUGACCCUAUAGUGUUAAAACCACCAUCUAGUCCUCAUGUCCCCCCUAAAAACCUUACCUUUAUUGCAGUCUUCUGCUGCUGGCUCUAUCCCUAAUUUGUCUCCUUGGCCGUCAUUAUCAGAAGUGGAGAUCUAAGCCAAUCACAAUGCUUUCCCAAAGGAAAACUUUGGAUUUGCUGAGACUGUCAAGGAGGCAGAUCAGGGGCAAAGCCAGCACAAACCAAACACAGCCCGGACUGUGCAUCUCAUUGAGUAAAGUUCAGUGUCUGCAUGCAGAAGGUAGACACACUGAAUGGCAGUGCUGCACACUGUGCAGCACUGCCUCAGGAAGCACUUCUAGCAGCCAUAUGAGGAGUGGCCAGUGGAAGUAUCCCUAGGCUGUUUCCCUUGGAGUAUUGUACGCAGUACUGGAGACUAUCUCCAGAAGGAUAUUGAUACCUUAGAGAGAGUUCAGAGAAGGGUUACUAAACUGGUUCAAGGAUUGCAGGAUAAAACUUACAAGGAAAGGUUAAAGGAUCUUAACAUGUAUAGCUUGGAGGAAAGACGAGACGGGGGGAUAUGAUAGAAAUAUUUAAAUACUUAAAGGGAAUCAGUACAGUAAAGGAGGAGACUAUAUAUAUUUAAAAGAAGAAAAACUACUAAAACAAGAGGACAUAGUCUUAAAUUAGCGUGGCAAAGGUUUAAAAAUAUCAGGAAGUAUUACUCUACUGAGAGAGUAGUGCAUGCAUGGAAUAGCCUUCCAGCCGAAGUGGUAGAGGUUAACACAGUAAAGGAGUUUAAGCAUGCGUGGGAUAUGCAUAAGGCUAUCCUAACUAUAAGAUAAGGCCAUUGGCUAGUGAAAGUAUUUACUCUGCCCGAGGCUCCCUCUGCUUCUCCCCCGCCCAGGCUCCCUCUGCUUCCCCCGCUACAAACACUGCCACACAUGCAGAUGCAUCGACACACCGAUACAAACACUGCCACACAUGCAGAUGCAUCGACACACCGAUACAAACACUGCCACACAUGCAGAUGCAUAAAGAUACACAGACACACUGGUGAUACACAGACACACUGGUGCAAACACUGAUACACACGUUGACAGACAUACAGUUGCCCAAACACUGAUACAAAUGCAGAUAGACUCCCAUAAUGACACAUGUAGAUAUACAGACACACAGACACAGUUGCAAACAUACAGUUGCACAGACACACUGACACACACACACACAGAUAUACACAAUGACACACACACAGAUACAAACAUUGACACACAUAAAGAAACACAGAAUCACACUGACGCACAUACAGAUACACACACACUGACACACUGGGGUGCACCAAGAGCAUUUUGCACCCCCUCUUCACCCACUUUAAAAUGCAAAAAGCACCCACAAUUUAGUUAACAUGUUCAAGAAUACAAAACCCCUGCCCUCUUCUAAAAAGAAAAAACCUGCACCCCUCCUUCACAAAACCCCCACCCAGCCCCGCUUCUACAAAACCCCCACGCACCCCACCGCUUCUACAAAACCCCCUCCCUGCCUACCCACAUCUACAAAACCCACUGCCUACCCACUUCUACAAAAACCCGUGCCCACCCCCUUUCUACAAAACCCCUGUACCAUUUCAGGAAAAAAACACUGUCCUACGCCUUAAUACUAAACCCCUGCACCAUCUAAAAAAGCCCUGCCUACCUAAAGGGAAAAACCCAAGCCGCCCCCCUCUACAAAACCUUUACUCCUCUACAAAAAACCCCAGCACCCUCCUUAUUCACAAAAACCCCAUGCACUGCCCUUCACAAAAAAAACCCUGCACCCCCUCCCCCUUCUUCACAAAAAAAAGGGGCAGUGUUUAAAUUGCUUCCUAGUGACGCCUCUAGUGACUGUCACUCAGUCACUAGAGGUGCUUCCUACAUGCAGCGUCUCCACGCUCUGCCUGGAGGCGCUUAACGUUCCUCAUAGAGAGGCAUUGAUUCAGUGCAUCUCUAUAAGGACAUUUUGCAGCCAAUCCUAUGGCAAAACAUUGGAUUGGCUGAGAUAAUCAAGCUUGAUAUUCUUAGCCAUAGAGGCAGGGCCAAUCGAGGGGAGACCAACACGGCAUGGGAAAAAAGUGAGUAAAAACUCCAUUCCUUUGCUAACGGAAGGGGUCUUGCCACCUCACCACACAUACCAUUACAGACAGACGCCCCCCACCCCAAUGACAGACCUACAUGCUCACACUAGGACACAUACACUCACACUGACAGACAUAAAAUCUCACAUUAUUGCUUGAUUUAGUACCUGGGGUCCAGUGGACAGCAUGCUAGGAGAUCGUGCUGGUGAGCGGCAAAUUGCAGGAUUAUGGAGGAGGGCAGCAUGGUGAGUGGUUGUGGAGGCGGGCGGCUGACUGCGCGUAUUGUUGCCGGCGGUGAGGGAGCUGUGAUGUCUCUGCUCCCCCGCAUGCUGCUUAGUGAGACCCGGGACAGAAUAUGACGUCAUAUUCCGGCCCCAGUCUCUUUAAGCGGAACGCGGGAGAGCAGAGCAGGGACAUCGGAGCUUCCUCACCGACCUCCUUCUAUUAGCGCAGCUAGCCGCCCUCCUCCACGACCUCCCAGCAUGCCACCCGCCUCCAUAAUCCUGCAGUUUGCCUCCCGCGUGGCAGGUUCUUUUUGAGCUGGGAGGAAGUACAGCCUCACUCACUUCCUACCAGCUCUCUGUGCAGGUUAGAAGGUGCCUGGUCGUGCUAUUAAAGCGUCACAAUGCACAAACGGGCCACUUGUGACACAUGUCCAUCAGCUGGCCCUGAGAGCAUGGGCCACCCGAUGGGCCUGUACCUUUGCGGUACCCAACCCGUGCGGCUGCCGGCACCGCCGCCAUUGCCAAUUUUGUUUUGCGUACCCCUAGGGGCACUGGAUUGUAUCUCUGGGGGGGUUACGCGUACCACAGGUUACGAACCCCUGAUCUAUAGGAACAGUGUUUUUAAUACAAACAAGUCCUUUCUAUGUGAAAUUUGUUAAACCAUUAGCAUACAUAUCAAACAUUUGUUGCAGGAAAUUAGGAUACAGAUACUUUUGAAUGGUUCACAUGCUUUCUCUGACUGCUGAUUUCAGGAACAAAUCCUUACUAUUUCUGAAUCUUUAAAAUUAUUUAAAGAUUUUACAUUUAAUUGCCUUACUCUGCAGAUCAAAACUUGGAGUUAUAAGUGCUAAAUUACUAAGAGUAAUCCUGUUGUGGGGAAACACUGUGAUCCUGCUAGCCUUAAUUAUUUGUACUUAAUUAGCAGUGUUUUGGUUAGUAAUUGUUGGCAGUAGUAUUACUUAUUGGUAACCAACAAGAUUUGGCUUUUGGGGUGUUUCAAAAACAUUCUGAUCGUUUCACUUAGUGUUCUUUAAAAUAUGCAACUCUGGUUCACUGUAAAUUAUACUUUAUCUGAUAGCUUUACGUCAGAAAGGUAUUCAAUCUUAAAUGGUUAAAGUAUUAUAAUAAUUUUAAAUUUGCAGCAUGUGGUUUUUUUUUUUCCUUGCUGGUACAAUCUAUAACUGUGUAGUUAUUUUGUGUUUGCAUUUUUUUUGUUAACUAGGAGCCUGUGGAAACAUUUCCGCGCUGUCAGCCUUUGCUUGUUUCUUCUGAUUUUCCCAUCAUAUAUGGCUUACAUGAUUUGUCAGUUCUUCCAUAUGGACUUCUGGCUCUUAAUAAUCAUAUCCAGCAGCAUCCUCACAUCUCUGCAGGUAUGAAAUCAUAAUCCAUCCUUCGGUAUUGUUUACUUUCAAUAUAUUUUCCCUUUAAAUAUUUUCUUUACCGGUUAACUAAGUUUUUUGUUUUUGUUUUUUUUAAGGCUCUUCUGUAUUCAACUCUGCUUUCCAGUCUGAUUCUGUAGAGUAGACUUUAUUUUACAAUUUUUCACUUGUGUGCUUUAUAUGCAUUUCAUAGUUCAUUAUUAUUUAAGAAGUCACGCUGAACUUGUACGCUGCCUUCAUUCACUUUAAAAUCAUAGCAUUACCUUUAGGUACAACUCACUGAAAGCCAAGCUGGAAUAAGUGCACUCUAUUUUUUAAUUUCUAGUGUAAUGGAAGGUUUAAAAUACACAUGACAUUUACUCAGAUGAACACAUUUGUUGGAACCCCACAAUGUUUGAGGGAAAGGUAAAUUGCCACUAAGGAAGCACAUGGGGAGACUGUUUGAUUUUUUCCAUUUGUGAGCUGUGAGGAAAUCAUUAUCAACAUAUUUGAGUGUUUACAGCCAUAUCAGGUUGCACCCAAGUGAAUAUAUCCUCUUGUUUUAAAUUUGCCAUCAGAAAAUUAUUUUGGUUGGCAAAAGUUAGUUCAUAUCUGUCAAGAUAAUUUCUCCGUUUCAUUGUGUUGGUCACAGGUGCUUGGAACACUUUUCAUCUACGUCCUUUUCAUGAUUGAGGAGUUCCGGAAGGAGCCAGUUGAAAACAUGGAUGAUGUCAUUUAUUACGUGAACGGCACGUACCGUCUGCUAGAGUUCUUGGUGGCUUUGUGUGUCGUUGCAUAUGGAGUCUCUGAAACUGUGUUUGGCGAAUGGACUGUGAUGGGAUCCAUGAUUAUCUUUAUCCACUCUUAUUAUAAUGUCUGGCUGCGGGCACAGCUAGGCUGGAAGAGUUUCCUGUUGCGCAGAGAUGCAGUGAAUAAAAUCAAAUCAUUACCAACUGCCACCAAAGAGCAACUGGAGAAACAUAAUGACAUUUGUUCUAUCUGUUAUCAGGUUAGCUGCAAUCCUGAGUUAAUAAUAUGAAUCAAAGAAGUUCAGUUGCCUUUGCAUGUGGGGGAAAGAAGAACCAUAUCUAGAACUGCUGCUCCUAGGAUUGUGUUAUGCAUUUGUUUACCUACGUUAGUAGGGGACCACUAUAGCGUUGGGAAUCAUGUUCCUUUAAGUGUGUGAAAUACACACACUCUUACCUUAGGCUUCCUUUAAUUUCUUAAUAGAAUUUUGCUACAAUAUAGGCACUUAUAGCAUAAUUACUGAAAAAGAUGAUUACACGUGUUUAGCAAUUUUUCAAGCACAAUAUAUAGAUUAGUUAUGUUGUAAAAUUUUUGCAUAACAAGUACACUUAAACGAACAGAAGCGUCAGUCCAAGAGAUGAGGUAAUUUUGUUCUGCUACAAUACAUUCUUUAGAGUCAAUUACUACAUUGCUUUUGAAGGGCACAAAUCUGGAUAUACUGAAAUCAGAGUUAAUUGUUAAGUUGCUCACUAUGCAUACCCUGUUUCCACAGGGCAAAAACAACUCACGAAAGCAUAACAUAGGAGCGCACAAAAUAAACAUAAUGCAGUCUUCAUUAGGGAUUUAACAAUUAAAAAUGCCAUUCACACUUUACAUAAGUGUGUAACAAAAUAUUUAACAAAGACCCAAACACAAUAUGCAUAAAUAUAGACAUAACAUACUUUACCCAACUCUUAACCAGUAGUCCAAUAUUGCAGAGAAUUGUAAUACACAGGCAUUGCAUUCUAUAACCAGAUUUACUGCCUACCUUACACUAUCACAACUCUGUCUACAUAUAUAUAUAUAUAUAUAUAUAGCAGCCUUGGUAUUGGAUACUUAGAACACUAGCACAAUCAUCUGUAUUUACAGCAGUUUUGGUGUAUAACACUUGGAGCACUAGCACAACCCUAUAUAUUUACAGCAGUCAUGGUAUAGGAUACUUAGAAUAUAUUUGUCAGUGAGUCUGUCUGUUGUUCACUUCCCUCCCUGGUGUCUCUCUCCAGUUUUAAAGAAGGGAACUCCUGGAAUUAAUUUUCACUGCAACACCAGUGCAUUGAUAUAUGUACCCUAAAACAUUGCUCUUUUAGAUAGAUCCUAAAAUAUUUUUUGUUUAUUUAGGUUAAUGUUCUAAUCCAUUAACAGUCCUUUGAGUAGGUUUUACAUGUGUAUUUGUUUUCUCUUUUAGGACAUGAAUACAGCAGUCAUCACACCCUGCAGUCACUUUUUCCAUGCUGGGUGCCUUAAGAAGUGGCUGUAUGUGCAAGAAACCUGUCCGUUGUGUCACUGCCAGUUGAAAUCUCUGUCUCCGCAAGCUGUGGUGGAAACGGACACCCUUACAAAUAAUGAAGAGGCUCAAAAUAUACACCACCCACCACCAAUAGAUGUUUCCAGAGCAGAGACAGUGGCAGAACCUCUGCAAAACGUUCAAGAGAACAUGGCCCAAAAAGUAGAGUUUCCACCAGAGACUCUGCCUACCGGAUCAUCAGGUAGCUUUAAAGAGCUGUAUGAGAAGGACUUGCACAGCCAAGCUGCAGGUUUAAACAGAAAUGAAGAGUUUGGGGGUGUAACGGCUACAGACGAAGAACCACCUCCGGGCUUAAAUGAACACUUUCCUCCUCAAAUACCAGAAGUUUUUGCAGGGAUCUGAUCUAUUUUGUGUUUUAUCAGCCUGUUCAGACUUGCCUUUUCAAAGCCAAAUCCCAUGUUAUCACUUGCAGCAUUUUGAUAUUUGAGGAGAAUUUAACCAUUGAUGCUGAGCAAAGUGUAUGCAAAAAAAAAAAAAAAAAAAGUUCCCAUGAGGAUUUUUCUUUUCACGAUUUUGGUGCCGAUGAAGAUAAUCAAUUCUGUGUGUACAUGUUGCUAGUCCUUGCAAAAGGAGCUAGCUCACUGCUUAUUUUUGGGAUUCAUUAUUGUAAAUGGGGAGGGGUGGGGGGGGGGGAGUUGUUUCAUCAAUUUUGUUUAUCAUUUUUUUUUGUUUAAUUUUCUUUUCUUUAAAAAGUCUAUCAAAGUUUACAGAUAAUCUUAACAGAUUUUUCAUGUCCGAUUUAACAAAGCAUGGGGGAAGUUUUUUUUUUUGUUUUGUUUUUUUUUCUGUGGGUUCCCCCCGUCCCCACCCCUCUUUUAAAGCACCCGAUGUGAUUUCACAGUGAGGAUGCUGCAUGCUUGCAUGCACACUUGCUUGCACUCUUAAUUAUACACAAAUUUGGAGGGAGGGGUUAUUUCGGGAAGGGAAUGUCACUGGAUUUUGGAUGACAGAAUCUGCGGCCUGGAGUGAUUAUCACAUUUCCUUCUUACCUUUUUAGUAUUACGCUGCACUUAAACUCCGUUCCUGUAUGAAGUAUAAAUGAAGUUCAGGUGACUGCUAUCUAAGCAGGAUGAACUUCAUUGCACAGAAAGGGGCGUAUGAGUUAAACGACCGCAAUGUUAUUUAAAAGAAAUACAGUGUUAAAACUUGGCAGUAUUUGCACUUUUUGGAAAUGAGUACAUACUUUUGUGUAUGAUCAAACUACGCAAAUGCCAUUUUAAGGCUGUUGGUAGUGUGUGUGUAUCAGUGGUUCUUGACCUUUUUUGACAGGGACCCAAAUGCACGUCAUUAGCUUGGCGACCCAUUAUUCAAUUGUAUCAUAGUGAAUAUUAAAAUAAAUUCUGCAAAAUGCUUGCAUUUGAUGAUUUCCCAUUGCCACAUGGGGCCUCUAUUGCAACAGAAAAGACAGUACAGUCAACAGUUUCUUGUGGGCAACUGUCUAUGGCCUGUUGAAUAUAGUGUUUUAUGGUUCAUGCAAUAAAAGAACCAAGUCUUGGUUUAGAGGCAGAGGUUUAGGAACCACUGAAUAUGAAUAUAUAUAUCCUCCCCUAUCAAAGUGUUUCAAUUUUUACAUUGAUCAUGGCUAGGUGGAUAGGAAUAUAAGGAAAAAAACAAACCAUUUUUUAUGUGAAUUUUGAUAUGAAAAGAAAAUGAUUAAUUUAUACUAGUACACAUUGGCUGUAAAGGAACGAGGUUGAGAUUUCAAUCUUCCUAAUGUAAAAUGUGACUUUUUAUUUUAGAUAACUAUCAUUUGCUCUUUUUUUAGUGGUACAUUUGGAUGUAGACUGACAGACAUAGCUGAAUGUCU